Xyrichtys novacula (pearly razorfish) is the source of this 62038-nucleotide messenger RNA. Lineage: Eukaryota; Metazoa; Chordata; Actinopteri; Labriformes; Labridae. The record is from the annotation of a GenBank genome assembly.
AUGGAGACUUCAGCUCCAACAGCCACUGAGAAGAAGGAGUGUAAGAAUUCAGGUCUGGAUGGAAGCAGCUUCUCGGAGAUCCCCAAGAAGCCGUCGCCCACCACGCUGAGCAGAGGUAGAGCUGCUUUUAGUCUGCUUUUUACAUUGACUCCGCACACGAGAUCCUGAUAGAGGAUUACAGGACUCUUCUUUAGGACUUGUCUCUGGUAGGAACUCGCAUAAGUAACAGGGUGGCACAUGAAAGAGUGAGAGCGCGAGACGGAGAUGUCAGAGAAUGGCUGAUGAAAAAACCUCAUAAUGAGGACCAAAGACCUUGUGCUCACCUCCCAAGUGUAAAUUUCAUGAAUUACUAAAACAGGCUGGCACAGCGCUGGACAACAUGGAGUAUCAGAGGCCUUGGAUACAGGCUAGGGUGGAGGAAGUAUCUUUGAAAUGCUAAGGAGACGUCGUAGGACAUUGUGGCGUUGGCGUUAUUUCUGCUUAACGAUGGGCUUGGUGGCCUGCCACGAGAGGAGCGGCGAUGAGCAUUAAUUGUUUAGAGACGCUGGGUGAGAAAGUAGGACGUUUCAGAGCGCCCGCCCUGGCAUCUCCACAAAGAGGACACAAGUUCUCAAACCGGCAAAGAUAAAUAUAAGAUAAUACCGAGCAUGAAUUAUUCAGACGUUUACACAGCGAGGACGGGUGUGCGUCAUGUGGGCUGCAGGGCCGCCGUGUUCAUAACCUUCUUCUGCUGUACAGGAAGUGUGCGCACCCAUCAGGGUUAUUUGUGCUGCUGAGGUAACACGGAGGGUGCAGGGCGAGCAAGAUCCCGCUACAAAGAGGUCAUCAUUAAAAGAUGAAGCUCCUGUUUUCAUUAGUGGGUGUGUGAUGAAAACUCCUCAUAACGAGGUUUGAGGACCUCUGAGGUAUCGGCUGGUAUAAAUUACUAAUGCUGCUGCUGCUGGAGUCUGCUGGUGGACACUCAAACCCCUCAGGAGGACACACACACACACACACACACACAUGAUCUGAGAACACACCAUUCAAGUAGCUUCAGAGUUUAAUGAAGGGCCUGGUGGCCUGCCAUAGCAGCGCUCGCCUCCUCACGGUGCAGAGGAGCCGCUAAAGUAGGACACUGGUAUGACAUGAGAAAGUUUAAAGGCUCGGCUCUGGGCUUUGUUUACUCUCGCUCGCUCUCUUGAUUUGAAUUAGUAUGCAUGUGGAAACAAUAAUAUGGGACAAACGUGAAUAAAUGAAGAAGCUUGGAAACUGUGUCCCCAACUGGCUGACUUUGAGGUGCCGCAAAGUAGUCCAAACCACCACAACACUGGUCCUUUCUCACCACAGCGUGUCAAAACACGCCCCCUCCCUCAGGAGGUCGGGUCUGUUCAGGUCUGAACCUUUAGUUUGGACUUUAGAGUCUGUUUUAAAACACUCAAACUACUCUGUUAGGUCUCAGAGACGCAUCAUGAUGUGGUCUGAGAUGACAGCUGGACUCUCUGAACCUCAUGUCUGUAUUUGCAGUGACUGUAGCCUGUUAUUAGGGCUGAGCGAUAUAUGAAAAAGUUUAUCACGAUAUAUUUUUUUCAUAUCAGCUGAUAUCGAUCAAUAUCAGGAUAUAAAAAUGAAAUGUAACAGUGUUUAUUCGUCUUAUGUCUUUUUCGUCUGACGUCUCUUUGUGUCUCUUUGGCGUUUUGUCGUAAGGCGUUGCUCUAGAGAAAGCCGACUAAAUGGUCAUCUGUUUCGGCUCCUCUGCUGUCUGCUACGACUUUGCAGUUGUUUAAUACUUGGUUCUAAUUCAGAACAUGAUUGGUUCAGCUCUCUACAGCGGGGUGCCGCAGCUCAAGGAAGAACAUUUAUGAUCAUUUCCUUGAAGUAAUAAUCACCAUGCAUAACAAUCAUCAGUCUGAUUGUAUUUCCAUGAAGAAAUGAUCAUAAAUGUUCUUCCUUAAGCUGCGGCACCCCGCUGUAGUCUGUAAUGAACUGGCCUGAGGUCUCUCUACAAACAAGCGUCUGCUGGAAGAGAGUAGGUGAGUUGUGUUUAGUCUCUUUGUUAAAGAAAUGAGUCAAAGUUAAAAAGAUGUUUGGUGUCUAGUACUAUGUCUGUGACCCUGUAUGUCCUGUUGAUGAAGUUAGGUGCUGUUCUGAGCAUUAUUUGUGGCUAUAGAGUGGCGUUUUGGUUGAGGGCGUGGCUCUCUGUAUUACUAUCCUGCGGUCGUUACUAAAGUUGACUUUAUUCAAGUCUUUGGUGAAGUUCUCAUGGAUCACUUUGGCUGCAGGUGAGCUGUCAGGUUAUCGGAGCUGUUUCUUCUUCUCUGCUCAGCUGGUGUUUUAAUGCCUCUAAUAUUUACACACAGGGUUACAGAGGUGUGUUUUCGUCCUCCUGAAGUCAGAAAAGCUGAAAACAUAAUAGUGUAACUUUAGCAGAAACAUCCUGAGGACGUCUCGUUGUAUCAUCCAGCUGCAGCUCUUCUUCUCACCUGAGUUUCCUGUGACAUGCCUUACCCUGUUGAACCCGUCUCUGUUUCAGAGCGAGGGCGAGACUUCGUGAUAGACAUGUGCGGAGUAUUUCGUUGAGGAAAUAGGGAUUGAUGAGGAGGAGCUGAGGUCCAGCGGAGUCCUCAUGAUAAGGAUCAGGCCUCUCUCUUCACAGCCUUGUUAAUGGUUUUAAAUGGGCACCCACACUCGCCGUGACAGCCUGCAUCUGUCUGGCAGCCACAGGGCAUGCUCCCACAAGCUCGGCCUUUGCAACCCGACUCCGAGGCUGUGGGAUUUACGAGUCUGUGUCGGCUUGUGCUUUACCAUGUCAGCGUAACAUGUGUUCAGAUUAGGUGCCCGCUACCAGGACCGUAAAACAUCUCAGGGUUUCAAAGGAAUACCUGUGAUUGAUGCAGACCCUCCUCCUCCUCCACUCUUCACACCAAAGCCUCACGUGCACGCUCAAACUGGCUCAGAAAGGCAGCAGGUCCGACCGCUUUUCAUCCAGGUCUUAUCGGACACUAAAGGCUGAAACAUACAGGAUGUGUAUUUGGAGCGAGGCAGCGGCGUCACGUAUCACGCAGAAAAUAGGUUUCCACUGUAAACAAUGCAGCAAAGUGUGCAAGGGAAGGUCCCGCCCUCCUUCGCCUCUGAUUGGCUAGAAGUUCUUGGCUCCGAUUGGUUAUUCCUAAUGGCUGUGAAACGUCAUCGUCUGUCGGGUUCGGGUUAGGAGAUUCAGAAGUGCGAUAGUGUUCUGUUCGAUGUACAGAGAUGACAAGUCCGUGUUAAGCUUGAGCGUGUGAUGACAUUUCCAGCUUUUCUAUCCAAUCAGAGGCGAAGGAGGCGGGACUUUCCCCUACCAUCGUACAAAAAAAAAUCGCAUAAAGGACGUGUAUUAGCUCCAUCGCAGAAUCGUAUCAAGAGUCUAUUUUUGCGGCUCUACGCCUCCAACGCACGUCAAUCCACACAGAGAAGGUCGUUUCAGACAGGAAGUCAAGCAUGAAAACCGUGCAUGUCACCCGGUAUUUCAAAAUAAAACAGCAUACGUGAACUCCUGACUGUGUAUCAGUUCAUGUAGAUGAGAAAUCCUUCCUGGUUCUGGAUUUAUCAGUAACACAGAUUCUGAUGGUCAAUCUCUGAUCCAUGUGGACCCCAACAGGACUUUGACCUGCUCAGAGUUUACUUUAUUAAACACCAGGAAACCUGCAGAAACACAAACUGUAAAAUCACUUCAAGCUUUUUCACAGACAGUCGAGGCUCAACAAGCAGAUAUGGAACGCUCUCAAUCCGGAUCCUGUAAGAAAGAGUCUCAGACGAGAGUUUUUCCAUCAUUUCUCACUUUGUUGUUGACUGUACGAGGCCAGUGGAGCAGACGAGCGCCGUAUCUGUCGGAUGACUGCAGCCAAACGUGUGUUAUAUUCAUCUUUUUCAGGGUUUGGCUGAAGUUCUUCCACAGGAGAUGGAUGUUGUUUGGCUCGGUGUGAAGACAUCUCCAUGAGCGAGGAGGAUGAGGAGGAAACAAAUAUGUCCUCACCUCUGUCAACACUUUCUCUUUCAUUUUCGUUAAAUCACCCGUCCUCUGUUCGUUCCAGUCAAAGUUUCUGAGCUGCACAUCGAGCCCUGAUUGGACGCUCUGGACGGGUCGGCUUUAAUUAGUCUUGCACGGAGCGUAGCGCCGCGAUAACGAGCUGCGUGUUAAUCACGGCCCUCACGGCUCCUUCUCGAAGGGUCUCCGCUGGGGUCUCACCGCUGCCCACGGCUCCUUUUUCUGGAGGGCGCUCUGAAGCAGGUCACGGCCCCCCCUGGCAGAGAAAAAUGUCCCCGAGAAAAAAAGAGCCCCGCCUCUCACGGCUCCCUCCCUGUCCGCAGGCCCACUCCAAAGGGACGGCCACUAAUCUUCCUGAGAAAGAGAUUUCUGCCUUUCUUUCUGUGCACCUAAAUGAGGCUCUUACGCCGCUGUGGUUCCACAGACUGGAGGAGGGGUCGGUGGGGGCUCGGUGGUCCGGGUUAUGCAGGGAUGACCGCAUUCAUGCCAGACCCCUGUGCCCCCUUUUGGUUUAACUCCUUGGCCCUCAAACUGGGUAAAAAGGAUCAGCGCGUUCACCUCCUGACGCCUUAAGUUUUCCGUCCUCUGAGCGAGUUAAGUGUCGGUUCAAGUUACGAGAAACCCCUCCCCCGGCUCCUUCGGCUCCAAACACGUCAUAGAUUUCACUUUUACCAGCUCCGCCGUAAAUAUCCUUGUUUCUCUUUCAAGAAUCGGCUCGAUCAGGUGUCAUCGAGCGUACAUUUUUGUAGGAGCUUAUCAAUAACGUCUUUACUGAUACUUGAGAAGAUCUGUGGACAACAAGCUUACAGGAAAGCUUAUUGACUCUGUCCUGAUGUCGUGGACUUUCCUGUCAGGGUCUAUAGCUGCUGUCCCAGAAUGACUUACAGAGACGCUGAUUAUGUUUCUGUCCCAGAGCCACCGUUUGGGACUCGAACUGAGGAUAAAGUAGAUUCUGUCAAACUCUGCAGGCGUCUGAUCCAGACUUUGCCGUGAACUCUCACGCAUUUUUAUCCUCCUGGUUUUGGUUACGUGGUUUCUUCUUAAACCUUUAAGUGUUUUAAUUCUGUUUGAUGCAAAAGUGCAUUUAAAUUUUUGCAUUUUAACUGAGUUUUUAAGUGAAACAUGCCGUUUAAUUUUCUUCUACAGCAGUAGGAGGACGCUGCAGCUGCUAAAGGAAAAUGAAACACCUUAAACAUUCAGUCAGUCGCUCGGCGUGUUUUUGAUCUUAAAUCUCAGUCAGCUUCAUUUUAAGGUGGUUCCUACAGGAGACAGGCUCUCGAUCACAUCUGAACAAAACUUUUAGAGGUUUCCCUCGUUGUUUUUAUCUUUAUUUCCGUCUUUUAAACCUGAAGAAAGCUGGAGUGUCAAUAACAUGCUUUUCCACUGUGGAUUUACUCCUUCAUUUCCUCCUCCUGCCUCUUUGCGGCUCGGGAUUUUCUUUUUUCCUAAAUCAUGUCAAAAACAAACAAACAAAAUAAAACUUAGUUAGUUCUGAAUAUGACCGGUAGAAGACAGCAUGCUGGAGAAGAAGAAGAAGAAGUGAAAGAAGAAAAAGCCGCAUCAGUGAACGUCGAAGGGCAAAUUUCAAACGAUGGACGCCAGGUUCAUCGAUCCAGGAGAAGAAACGGCGAUAUUGGAAGCUGGACUCGGGUGGAAGAGGCUGGAAAAGAUGGAAAGCUUCACGGUAGCUGGUGACGUGUGUCGUUCGCCAGAAAGGUUCGGUAAAUUUGGAAAGAUAUUCGCAGAUUCGGACUUCGGGGAUCAGUAACUCUGAGACGAAUCGCGUCUAAACACAAAUGACGCCUCUUUCACAUCAUAAUAGCACAGACUAUUAUCUACAAGAAUCAAACAUCGAUUUGUUUUACAAAAAUAAGCCGUUCUUGGAGCUGGAUGAAUUAUACUGAUACUAAUACAGGAUCUAUUAUAGAUAUCUUAUCUGACGUAGUUGAUCGCUGCUCUUGCACGUCUCUCUCUCUUUCAGUCUUUUCUGCUGAAGACUGGAUCUGAAGAGAAGUUAAAGCAGUAGGGACCACUCUUGUUUCCUUGUUUCCUUGUUUCCUUAUGUCCUCACUGAAGCUGUGGCCUCUCAUCAGAAAGUCUGGCCUACAUACUGAGACGAGAGAGCCGCAGUCGUCCUCCCCGCGGGUGAAAUGUAGUGAUUGUUCACGAGGGUUUUAAAGCGUAAUUUACUCCAUAUACAUGUAUUAUCAUUACUUGUGUUUUAAAAUGAAUUAAACAUAAGAUCCCUGGGCUCCUUUUUUAUGUUUACUUAAUAAGUCGGCAAAGAAAUCCAACCAUGGAGUUCAGAGGAAUUUUUAACCAGCGGAGAGAACGACGGAGACUCUUUUCCUGGUUUUCAAAAGGAAUUUCUCAAGACAAAUGUUUAUUUUAGCAAAGGCGUAAAAAGGCAAAUAUUAAGCAGCCUUGUCUUCCAAUUGUAGUUCAGAGCCGGGGCCUGCAGACCGAGCGGAGGACCGGCAGUCUUUGUUAGGUCUCUAAUGUGGUUAUGAAACAUAAAUCAGGCAGAAAUGAGAGGACGGUUCUGAUAUCGGCUGUUUCUCUGAGAGGAGCUGCCUCUGCUUCAAAGCCUCCAGAGUUUAGAGAGUAAAGUGGUUUGCUGUGGGCAACGUCUGCAAAUAUAAAUCUCUCUGUACCAGAGGCGUCUGCUCACACAGCGCCCAAAGACAACAUGUUACAUUCCUCGCCGUUUACAGGCAGAGCGAGGAGGCGGAGGCAAUAUAUGGAUGCUUUAGGGGAUUAACCAACACCCCGUCAGCCUCCGCUCUCUCUCUCUCUCUCUCUCUCUCUCUCUCUCUCUUCUCCUUGUACUUCCCUUUUUCUUCGGCUACUCCAUCCUCUCUUAAACAGAAAGCUUCUCCCAGCAUGCAGAGUGUAAUCCACGAAACACUUCCUGCCUGUUUUGUUUCGAAUCGGCCCAAUCAGGCGUCUCGCUCCCUCCUCAGGAAGAUGCAGCUGAAACUUCUCUGACCCCGUUUAACCUUUCGUUGUCCGUCAGAUCUGCCAGCUUCUGCGAACGUCGCCCCGACACUCACAGUUCAAGCGAAGCAAAAUAAACGUGGACGGAGUUUAGAGGCGGUAAAACAAAAAUGUGUGCGAGCUGUAAACACUAGCGGGAGGCGCUUGUGUAAACAGGCCUGGUUCCUAUGGCGGAGUUGGUCUAGAGGCGGACAGUUUGUGGUCAGGCUCUUCCGGUUCGAGCCCCCCCCCACACACACACACACACACAAACACAAACACACCGGCCCCCCCUCGCCUGCAGACACAGCUGUGGUCCGCCUCCUGAGAAACUCUGCUGGAGGAAAUGGAUUAAUCUGCUCUAAAGGCCCGCUCACCCGUGAGGAGGAGAAGUGCGUGUCUGCAGCCGCCCAGGUGAGAGGACAGCAACGGUUACACCUCCAGACUCUGAAGACGGUGAAGACGUCGUCGUCUUUUAACGAGUACCUGCUGUAACCGAGAACACGAGCGGAGGACGGAGAUUUCUGCCAUCAGUGAAAUUCCUCCUGAUUACAGAGCUUCAGUUUCACUGCUGCCUCUGCUAGCAUUUAGCAAUUAGCUUAAUCACUGCAGGCUCAGGGGCACAGUCACAUAAAGUCCAACAUGUUCCUGCGAAUGACCCGCCUGCCAGUGGGCGAACCCGGGGAGAUGUUUAGAGCUUCAAAAACGGUCCCAGGCGGACGCGGCGGCGAACCAUCCUGCAGCACGCUGAGCGAAGAGGAGGAGGCGGAGGAAUUCCAUAAACAUUUAUGAAAUAAUAAACUUUUACAACUCGCUCACAUCCUCAGGAGCGGUGUGGGUGUGUGUGUGUGUGCGACCAUGACACUGCCCGUCCACAGUGGCAUCAGUCCAAAGACAGGACGCAGACGAGCUGCAGUAAACUCUGCGACCAGCAAAAUAAGCAGAAGAGGUUCCCUGAGUAAACGGCGAGGACGCAGGUAUAAUAAACAAAAGCUCUGAGGAGACGGUCGGAACGUUCGCUAAAAACAGGAGCAGAGAGGAGGCCCAGAGUUCAAGUGUCAUGGUGUGAGGACCACGUAACUGCAGCAGGUCAAAGAAGCGACUUCCACUUCUCUGUAAUCACCGCCACGCCCAUCGUAAGGUCGUCACGGUCCGUCUAACAACCAGCGGACAAAAUGCCGCCAUGUGGAAAACAAAUUUGUAAAGUUGUUCGUCAUCCAGCUGCAGGAAAUACGGCAGCAGAAGAAGAAUAAAGACGGAGCCUCUCUAACAGCUACAGAUGAUUGAGUGUUAAUCCUGGCAGGUUUUGGCAGCGCUCCUCUCUCCUCAGAUGAAAUAAGUCCGUACGUUUCUAGAAACAGAGUCUGGAGUUAAAGUCUGAGAUCCUGAAGAGCUUCCUCUGCCACAUGAGUCCGUUAGAAAGUCGGUAAAAACACACCUGAGUAUCGUUCGUAGAGUCUGAGCGUUACAUGGAGCUCAGCUGGUUCAGGUCGAAGAAACAUCUGAUCUGGAAAUUCAUCUGAUGUUCUUCUUUGGUCCACGACGGGGUUUUUCACACGUAUUCCUUUAACUUCAAUUAUUUCAGUAUGUUAGCGCUGAUCAAUGACCAAUUUCAGAUCAAUUUCAAGUCUUUUGGUCACAUGACAGUGAAGCUAUUAAGGGGAAAACAACCUUUUCUGAGAACAUCAACCGGUAAUUUAUUGACGCUCCCUUAUUCAACACCGACGUUGACAGUGAGGGUGUCGAGUAGAUUUAACCACGCUGCUGUUGUUAUUCCUGGUUAUGGAGAGUGACCCCUAAUCUCCACCUUCAUCCUGAUCGUCUCCUAAAAGGUUGUAUCCUCCGAUCGUAGCUGAUCGUAACCAUUCAAGUUAACGUGUCAAUUUACACCGACUUCUUUCCGUUCCUCUGAGGAUCGCCGGACUCCUCAGCUGAUCACACGAAUUCUAUUUUUUGGCGGAUAAAUUCAGCACAGAUUAACCCGUGCUGGAAAGGAAGUAGGGCACAGACACAAAAUAAAACAUCCGGCUUCUUUUCAAAAUAAAACACUCCGCGUUUCAGGAGGAUCGUAUUUCACACCAUGCAAACGGGCGGAGACGAACAAGUGAAAGGUUUUUAGACGUCAUUUCACCCCGAUGACACCAUGGAUGAGGAGAUGCUGAUUCUAGAAGUCUAGAAGUAGAUUUCCUCCUCUGGAAGGACACAAUCUACUGCUUAUAUGUCUAUGUGUCUGUCUGCAGGUUCUUGUGACUCCUGUAAAGGUCGUCUGAGCAGAUUUUAGCAGAGGUGGAUCGAUCAGUAAAUCAGAUCAUGUGACCUUACAGAGGAGACGUACAAAAAUAUAAAACAGAGGAAGUAAAUUUCUCUAAAGGCGAACGUGGAGACGACGAGUCGCUCCGUCGUUUCUUUCUUCGACACCAUCCUGAAAAAAAACACCCUGUAAGCUCUCUCUAUAAAACACGGAGCUGUGAUCGUUGAAUUCAGUUUUGUUCUGUAAUAACAGCCUGAAGUGCGUCUCUCUGCUCCAGCAUCAUUACGUAUGUUAGCAGGCAGCUGUCUCAUAAACAGUCUACACAUGAGCAGGCUGUGUGUGUGUGUGUGUGUGUGUGUGUGUGUGUGUGUGUGUGUGUUAGCAUAGCGUGUAAGCCUGUUAGGUUUUGUUUGCCAGGUGAUUUCCCCGACAGCGUUAGCUAAGCCCGAGAAUUCUUGGCUCGGGCUUCAAAGGAGCGGCGGGGUCGUCCCCCGGCAGCGGCGAAUACAGACAUGUCCUCCGCAGACGUGAGGCCGACGCGCACAAAAGAGCGACAAACAGUCUGACCACCUCCGAUGGACAUCUCUGUCCGCUGAUUCAGAGGAAGAGUUUCAGAGAGACGGUGAGGAGGAGGACAGUAUGUCAAAGGUCAAAGGUCAGAAAAUUUAGAUUAGGGGACGUGCACAUUUGUGUCUCAGUCUAAAUAUGCAGAAAAAUCUCAACUUAAAGGUUGUAUCAGCUACUUUUAUGUCAAAUGCAUGAAAAAUAUAAGAGUUUCUGCAGAGUUUUUCAAAGUAAAAGCCUUCCUCUAUGUGUUUACUCUGUGCUUUUAUUUUGAAAACACAUCCAGGACAGAUGCAUUUGAACUUUAGCAGGAAAUCAAGUUCUCAUGAAUCACCUGAAAAUUAAUCAUCACUGCAUCUGCAAUCUGCAUCCACCUCUGAGCCCCUCUCUCUCUCUUAACUCUCUACCUGAGGUGAUCUACGGUGGCCGAGAACCGCCACUGCUGCAAAUAAAAAAGAAACCAAAGCCCGCUGCAAAUAAAAAACAAUGCAAAUAAAAAAGAAGUUACCAAUGCAAAAAAAAAGAGAAACUGAAGCCUGCUGCAAAUUAAAAAAGAAUGCAAAUAAAAAAUAAGUUACAAAUGCAAAAAAAAGAGAAACCGAAGCCCGCUGCAAAUAAAAAAAGAAACAGUGCAGAUGUAAAAGAAAACCCCAAUGGAAGAUAACAACACAAAAAAAAAAAUGGUGAAAAAAAAAUAAGUAACUUUUUUUUUUUUUUUCAUUCUGUUUUAUUUGCAGCAGCUGCAGUUCUCGGCCACCGUAGAGACCAACCUCAACACGGUGUUGGUAUCUCCUCUUGGCUUUAACAGCUUCACGCAGCCCACCUCUUCUUAUCCCGGUCUCAUCAGAGCGGGUCGGCGUGAGCUGUCACGCUGAGAGAUCGCUCUUUCUGACGUGUCGUGACACGGCGUCUUUCCUGUAAACACUCCGGCGUUCUGUGACUCUAAAAAAAAGUUAAAACACCUCCAAACUCAAGUACAGCCUCAUGAUUUAACUACAGUGUUCCUUCAUUACAUCUUGACUUUUAUAAUAAACUUCAUAAAAGUGGAGUAAAGCGUGUGUGUGUGUGUGUGUGUGUGUGUGUGUGUGUGUGUGUGUGUGUGUGUGUGUGUGUGUGUGUGUGUGUGUGUGUGUGUGUGUGUGUGUGUGUAAGCUGAGUGUUAGCUUUGGCAAACAGGUCUGAGAUGCUUAAGCGAUAAAGGUACGAUAAAUCCUCUUUAUUCAGCGGCGUUGUAGUCUCAGAGAGAAUCUGGCCCGUCUGAAAUUCCCACGGAACAAAGAGGGAGGAGGGGGGAGAGAGGAGGGGGUGAGGAAAGGAGAGGGAGAGAGGGUACUCGGCUGAAGAGGGGGUAUUGUUUACAUAUCAAGACACUUCCUGCGGCUCCCAGGAAAAGCAGUAAUUUACCUCGCGAGGUUUUACAGUUUAAUUUCUCCAUUGUGCGGGGGGAUAACCCCUUAAUUAUCGAGGAGGAAGUAGCCUAAAGCCCCGGACAGAGGGUGAGGGCUCACACAAAUCCUCAGUCUGGAUCCCCUCCCUCCAUCUUCGCCUCGGCCAUUUUGCCCGUUCAUUAGCACUUGCGGGGUGCCUGGACACUUGCCAGUUCGCGCUCGGCUCCAGUCAUAUUUCCUCCGGUGAAGCCAGACGAGCUCCACAAGUGGAGACUUUUAGGCGUCUGUGCCCGAAAGAUGAGGAGGGGUCUGGGGGUUGGCACAAGCUGCCAAACCCCUGGAGACCCCGACCCUUUACAAGCUGGUGGAAAUCGCUCCGUAAAAUCAUCCCGCCUCUUGGAACGUUUAAUGCAAAAGCCAUCUCGUAACAACGCCGAUGAUUAACAUCCAGAGCGGGUACUUUUGCAGAAAAGCCCGAUGACAGACGUGAACAAAUAUUGACUCAAGUUAUAAAUGUUCCAAGAAGUAUGUCGGGUCGGAUACUAUAUGGACUCUGCAGAACCAUCCAUCAGCACGAAGUGAUGUGUGUUCAGUCUGAGACGUUUAACUGAAGGUUUGAGUUUUUCACUUUUUCAGACGGAGUAUAAACUGAGAUGACGAGCGCCAAAAACUUCAACCACGUUCAUUUAUUUCCAUUUUGACAUGAUGUAGAAAAACUCUGAGAGCAGGUCCACACAGAGAUAUCGUGAUAUUACCAAAUGUCAUCAAUAUUCAAAGAUUUUUUAUAAAUACACCACGAAAAAAAAGAUACUUCUUCUGCAGUUUGUCUUCUUCUGUAAAUACGGAGCAUGCUCAGAAGGCCGAGAGAAACCCACGGCUGCAUUAUUAUGUAUUUUUAGAGUCCAGUUUCAGUCGUGUUAACAGAAUAAAUCGUUCUGAAGGUAACCUUAAAUGUCGAGGUUAUAAUCACUCCAGAGUUAACGUAAAACUUCCUUCAGCUCACCUCAAAGUUGCACUCUGGUCUUCAUACUCUCGGUCUUCAGAGUCUGGGGGGGUCCUGUAGACUUCCUGAUCCUAACAUCCCAGGACAGUCGAUGAAAACCUCCAUUCAGGACCAGGAUCUGGACUCUGAUUGGACGACAUUUAUUCUUAAUAGUUUUUUGCUUCAUCUGCAGGCUCCCGUGUUUCUCCUCCACUUCCACUUUCUCUCCCCCCCUCCCUUCCCACACAGUUACCAGCACCAUUAGGCUGUCAUAACACGGCACAUAUAACCUGAGGUGAUCCCUGGACUGAGUGAACCGAGCGUCCCUGGAGGCAACGCGCUGCCGCAACCCAACAGGAUUGCUACCUCAUGGUCUGGGGUGAUGGGGACCACAUGUAAGCAGAGGCAACCGCUGGUCCUAAUAGGAGCUGACAAGUGGCGGUCUGACGGAGGGAGAUCAGAUGGCCUGGGCUGGCCUAUCGCUAUAGAAACAAGGCAGUGUUUCUACAGCCCCGUAUAGCACAGCGGUUAGCUUUAAAUAGAGUCUUUGUGCGGAGGAAACACUCCCGCUCCUUUGUCUUUGAAUAAACCCCGUUUAACCUUUAGUUGGAGUUUGAAGUUUGUUUCUACGCCGAUAAAACCGUUCCUCUCUGCACGCUGUCACACUCUCAGAGCCACACAAGACGACAUCCUCUCACCAAUCCAUGAGGGAGGGGGGGACUUUCACAGCUUCUCCGAGGUGUCAGAGGGUGUUUAUCCAGGAAAAUAGGACAGUGGCGUUCCCGACAUGGAAGCUCACCUCAGCGAUGGUGUGUGGCCGCACGUUUAACCCUUUAACCACAGCGUUCAACCAGAAUAUCACACUCUGCAGGAUUUCAUUGACGCUAUGGUGGAUUUAGACUCGUUUCUAUCAAGUUCAACUACAGCUGCAUUAAACAAAGACGCAACAAACUGACCUGUAACUUUUGGUGUGUCGUCAUGCAAACUGCAACUCCACAACUACAGCUUUAACCUGCACACACAUCCUGAAACAAGAUCUGUGUCUUUGCAUUCAGACACACACACUAACCCUUUUACACCCACAUAUCAGCUGAUACCAAUUAUUUCAAAACGCCUUAAAGGUGAAGUAGGCAGGAAUCUGUUAAAGAAGCAUCUUUUUUUUGUGGUUUUAAUACAAAAAACUUUGAAUAUCAGUCAAUAGUUAUUAGUUAUUGAUGACAUUUGGUAAUAUAAUGAGCUCAUUCUUGGGUAACCUGCUCUUUCUGACUGUAAUCAAAGCCGUUCUCCACCUCCUCUGACCUGAUUGGUUGUGAGGCAGACGCUGCUCCCCCGUGUCGUUCAGGAGCCCAAACAAAGUUAGCGUGCUACAAUAUCGGACAGUAGAAACCAACCAGAAAGUUCGGAAAAUUGUCUGAAUCCUCCUUUGGCCACGACUGCCGACACAAGCAAGAAAACAAAGUAAAUACCGGAGACUCUGGAGGAAUAACGGGCGCUUAAAACGGAGGUAGACCGGACAAGAGCUAAAAAGCCGGGUCAACAUAAACCAUGGGGGACGCUUGGGGAUCUUGGUGACCCUGUAACCUUUCUGCUGGACAGGUAAACCGCUUUAACAAAGUAAGACAAGUGUCUGUAACAGAAGUGUUUCUUGUCAAACGGACCUGCUGUAGCGUGUUGUAGCGCCAUCGCUAAACUGUCCUCCCUCGGGUCCUGGACCAUGUCACUUUAUCCUCGUUGUAGAAGUCCUGCAAACAUUGUGUUUGCUGGUAGUCUGUUGGCAUCUACAGUAGCACCAGUGCUUUUGACUUUCACCUUGACUGGGCCCCAUUUGUAAUGAUCUGAAGUAUUUAUCUGCAUUAUAUCUGAAUUUAAAUGGAACGAUACGAGCGAGCAGGAGCGUCUGUUUGUGGGCGGGGCUUGACAUUGCUUCAGAUGUCAAGAAUAUCAGAUUUUUGAUUGAAGUUUCACAUUUUCCAACAACAGUACUCCAAGUUUCCCCUUUUUCCAUCCGUCUUCUUUCUCUUUUGCGUAAUGAAACCAGUUCAUUUUCACGCGUCAGUGUCUCGGUUUAUUGACUCGGGUUGCUUUAGGUAAAAACCUGUGAAGAUGGUGCAAGAAAUGACAUCAGGUUUACUUCAGUCGCUCAGAAAGGUUAAGGCGAUCUUUGCGGGGGACGGAUGAAGCCGCCAAAAUCACAACUGUUUUUAUUGCCUUCGCGUGAGUCAUGAUCCGUCCCGGCUCCCCGAAAACCGCGGCGCAGUGUGACUUCACAGACGCUUGGUGUGAGCUUUUAAUGUGGUGCAUCUGAGGAGAAGGGUAAGAAAAACACAGCAGCCCUCCCUCUCUCUCUCCCUCCUCCCUCCUCGCUCCCUCGCUCCCCGCAGAACCGAACAAGAGCUGGUCGAUGAAGAUCACGACUGUACCACAUGUGGAUCAUUAUGAGGAGCCGCUUUCAGAUCGGGGCGAAGAGAAACACUUUCUAAUCAAGUCUUUGGGAAAACAAAAACCACGACGCCAAAACUGAAAGGGCGAUCUCCAACCUUUGAGGAGACAGAUGGUUUUUGUUUGUUUCUUUGGAGGGAAAAGCAAAUAAAAGUGAAGGAGUUGUCUCAUUAAUCAGUGUGCCGUCAUUUGUUUGUUGAUGACAUAAAAGCUGAGCAACACUUCCCUUCAGGGACUCUUUACUGCGCUUAAAACAACAGCGCUUUUCAGCUUUAAUAAGAGGAAUCCAGCAGCGGAAAAAAACUAAUUCUCCAAAUUUUUUCCCCCUUUUUGGAAUCGAGUUAAGAUAAGCGCACAAGACUUAACUCUGGAUUUGCUCUGGAGCCUGGAGCUUGGCCCGGGUCCACACUGUAAUUGUUUCACCAUGUCGGCGCUCAACGGUCCUGCGACUACAACCCAGAUAGUGAUAUGUGAAAGGCUCGCCCGUUCCAGCGUGUCUUAUUUUAGACUCUGAAAUAACCAGAGUUUAAAAACGUCCGCUUUUAUCAUCACGUUUGAACUCUGAGUUAAACAUCUGUAACUGUCGGUGUUUGUGUCUGACCGUAAACCAGUCUAGAAACAGGCUCAGUGACGCCUUAGAAGGUCUGUAACAGGACGGAAGAAGUAACCAUCAUGAACGCAACUUUGCACGUUUAGGCAUCUUAUUGGAAGAUACCUGUAGAGGGCGCACCGGCGAGCUCAGGCUGUGUGCAGCUUCUGGACUCGCAGGAUGCAAAGAAGAGAAGUGACCGAACUUUUAAGAGUUUUCUUUGAUGUUGACACUUUGUGAGUCGUUUCAUGAAGAUCACGAUCUCAGCACCGCCAAGACGAACUCAGCCAGUGCCAGUUUUAAAGCAUCUGAACUAAAAACUGAAUAAAUAGAGAUUAGUUCAACGUUUUAUUAACAUACACAGUAAAUAAUUAAACAGAUCUGUUGUGUCGACGCUUUUUUAGGCGUCGACCGCCGACAUUCCUUACACAUCGGCUGAAUUAAUCGACGUCACUUUGGAGAUUCCAGAACCACCGCCACACAGCCGACGAUCAAUAACUUUUCUUCUCAACAACGGCGUCUUCAGAGGAUGACUCAAAGUCGCGUUUAGCUCCACGUUCAGUCAUUCGGUUUACUUUAGAAAAUUACAGAAGUGAAGCAGGAAAAGCUCGACUCUGAUUGGCUGUUGUGACGCACAUUUCCGCCAUGGUUGAUCGAGUAAAUAUGCUCUCAGCUGAUCGUCAUGUUUGAACUGAAAUUUAUCACGAUCAUACAAUCGCUCAGACUUAUGACCGCCUUCAGCAGCUAGGGUUGGGCGAUAAAUUUACCGAUACCAAAAUUUACGACAAUAACCGACGUCAUUUUUCCCGUAUCGGUAUAUUCUGUGUUAGUUUUGGAUGUGUGUAGGUGGGCUAUGGUCUCAUGUCCCUUUGAGACGCUGUCCUACGUCGCAAAGGACAGCGUCUUAAAGGGACCGGAGGGAAAGACAGGUGAGGAGAUGGAGGACGGUUCAGAAGUUGGAGCGGCUGAAGUAGACGAAGUUAAUGUGGGAGGGGGUGAGCAGCUUGUGGAGGAGUUAUCGAGGUGAACUGAUCAAUAUAUCGUGAUAUUGAUUUGAGGACAUAUCGCCCAGCCCUAAUCCAGAGUCGCACAGUUACAGCAGUAACAAACAUUAAAGCAUUUGUGUUUUUAUUUUUUCAUUCUUUAGUUUUUUCUUGAAUUAAAAACUCUUUGCUGCAUCUCUCUGUGGUCCUCUCUGACCACGUCCACCAUGACGGUAGAUUCCCCCACAGACUCACCCCCGAGGUGACUCGACUCUGUCAGCGUCACACACAGGGGAAGCGACAUGUCGGCUAAUUAUAUCACACAAAGCCUGCUGUUUGUCAGCGCGGCUCCGGUGACAAACGAUUCCUUAUCUUGAGGGCUGUUGUUUGUUGUUGCUGAGUAAUGUCCCCGCCGCUCGCUCUCGUCUCUGGAGCCUUCGGGGGGCUUCAGCUGCCGAACGAUCAUCCCACAUGUGCACACCUGAGCGUGCGGCGGCAUCAGAGAGGGGCGGAGGUUUCAGCUCUGCAGAAAAACCAACUUUCUUUGAUUUGUGUCGUUCACCCUGCGGGCCUUUUCUGUGUUUGCUGUUUCCUGUUUGACUCCAGCUUUCAGACACGCAGUCUGAUGGACUUUCCAUUCGCCUGCAAAUCUAAUGAAGACAGACGUGUGGACCAACACACAGAGAGAGAGAGAGAGAGAGCUCCUUUUCUCUUCCAAUGUCACAAAUCUCUUUGCUUUAUAAACGCUUUGACCUCAUUGCCGGUGAGGGACUGAUGAAAGCGACAUGUGUUACUCGUAGGGCCGCUGUUUAUUUGACUUCCAUACUUGCAUUAAGGCCAAGUAAACAGAUCAGCCGCCCUCCAGCUGCUUUAGCAGAGCCACCAGAGCUGCAGGGAGGAAAGAGGAGAAACGAACCUCUGAGGGAGGAUGUUCAGCGACGGUGUAAGAAGAAGAAAUACAUGUCCUCGUUUAUAUCUCUGGAUAAAAAGUCAGAGAAAGAGAAUUGAACUGCUUCGUUAAGUUGAGAUGAUGCUGUUUGUGAGUUUUUGUGAUGUCUGAGGACAGUCUGUCACCUCCUCAUCGCUCUUUCAGAUCUGUAGUUUUCAUUUACAGCUGCUGGAGGUUGAUAACUGUAAGAGGACUUUCUCGGUCUCUGUAAACAAACUUUCAGGAAGUAAAACCCGAUGAUUAUCCUCUCCUCCUGACUUCUGAUUGUGCAAGAGUCACAUUUCUGCUCGCACAUUUAUUUCUCUGCUGCAAGAAACUUUAAUUUUACUGCGUUUUUCGCUGCAGGUUUUGCAUAAAUCCAUGUUUUCUUUCUCACUGCGGAUGCCUGAAUCUGAUGCACUUAAAGUUGCAGCAUUUCUUCUUAUGAUACGAUACUGAUAUUGUAGCCUUCAGUAUUGUCCGAUAUUGAUCCGAUAUUGGCACAUACUUGUGCAUGAUUAGUUUUGCACUCAGCUGCAACGUCUUUUUCGGACUUUAACAAAAAAUACUGACAUCACUCCGACUCCUCUCUGCUUUGUCCGUACUUUAGUUCACUCUGUUGUCGGGAUCACAUGGGCUCUGUAUGAUGGAUCCGGGCGCCACUAUUUAGAAGUACUGGAGCGGAGUCUGGAAUGGACUUCUGAUAUCAGAGAUUUUAGAUGCAGGCCGAUAUAAUCCCAUAUAUCUCUGCUUGGACGAUUUGCUUUCCUGAUUCGUUUUUUUUUGGAUGUCGAUAUUCUACGAUGUUAUCAAUUCUCUCCAUUCCAGUCUGCAUUUUUAACACCAGUGAGACAGUUGAAUGAUUAAGAUUGUCUACUAACUAUUCCAGGGUUAUUUCCCCCAAUGAAAACACAUCACAUGUCAGUCAGUUUUUAAGAUUUAUUCUCAAAUUUGAAAAAUAAAAUAAAAAAUUGAUUUUUUCCUCCCACCUCUAAUCUGAUUUGUUUUUGGCUGAUAUCGACAGAUAUUCAAUAUCAAUAUCGUAUCGGGACAGCCCUGACGAUGAAAGCUUUCUCGUUUGAUUCUUUGGGUUCAUAGACGAUUUUCGGUCCUCCUGACCGGGAACAAGACGAGCAGCAAAGAGACGUUUCAGAAUAAUCUGUGGGUUUAACAGGCCCAGCAAAGACCAGGUUGUUGAUAAUGAGUCACUCUGUGUCUGUGGGGCUCCUGUCUGUCACUGUCACAGCGUCACAGUUGUCCUCUUCAGCGUCUCUGACAUCAGUCUGAGAAAACGAGCUGAAACAACAACAGAUGGAAAAGAGUUUACUGCUCCUGACGGCAGCAGCGGGACGGUUGGAGAGUCUGAGGGUCUCGGCUCGCUCUGCUUUUAACAGUCAGUCACCUGAGAGCCCAUCCAGUUGGUCGGAGCCCCUCUGACCUGCCGCACAGCUGUUUCUUGUUAGUGCUUUAAAACAAAUUCCCAGAGUGAGAUGGUUUCCAUGCUCAAUCCCGCCCUGGAGAAAGAGGCCAGACUGAGAGGAGGAGGAGGAGGAGGAGGAGGAGGAGGAGGUUCAUGAGACCCUGCUCUGAGUCUGUGUGUGUGUGUGUGCGUGUGUGUGUGUGUGUGUGUGUGUGUGUGUGUGUGUGUGUGUGUGUGUGUGUGUGUGUGUGUGUGUGUGUGUGUGUGUGUGUGUGUGUGUGUAAACAGCACCGCCUUAAUGUUUUAUCUUAUCAGGAGAGGUGACCUGAGAGCACAGAGGCCUGUUUCUAAGACGCUCUGUCCUGCGUUAAGAACGCCAUCCACAGUCGGAUUCAGAGUCGAUCUCCGGCGUUUCCUUCAGAAAGACUCAGAGGACGCUCGCCGUCAGUCAGUCAGUCAGUCAGUCAGUGAGAGUCUAACCGCUAAAGACAACAAACACAACAGUCUUCUUAUUUUUGUUUCAGCUCUGAUCAAAUCUUACCAAGUAAAAAAAAACAUUUUUCCUAAAACCUGCUGCAGCAUCAUCACCUGCUUUAACGCCUCCUAACAUCCUUUCAACAAAGAUCUGUAAAUCAUAGAUGCUGCAUCCUCAGUUUUAAACAACAUCUCAACCUCAAUCUCCACCUUCAUCCUGAUCGUCUCCUAAAAGGUCGUAUCCUCCGAUCGUAGCUGAUCGUAACCAUUCAAGUUAACGUGUCAAUUUACACCGACUUCUUUCCGUUCCUCUGCGGAUCGCCGGACUCCUCAGCUGAUCACAAGAGUUCUAUUUUUUCUGGACGCCGGAGCAUGGCGGAUAAAUUCAGCACAGAUUAACCCGUGCUGGAAAGGAAGUCGGGCACAGACACAAAAUAAAACAUGGAUGAGGAGAUGCUGAUUCUAGAAGUCUAGAAGUAGAUUUCCUCCUCUGCAAGGACACAAUCUACUGCUUAUACGGUUAACCUCUGUGGCUAAAGACGGCUCGUUAUCGCACGAUUACACGUGAAUCUGCAGGUUCUCGUGAGUUCUCAUGAUUCCCAGUGUCCCGUUAUCCGCCAUGAAAUUCGCCUCACAAAUGGAUCCGGUAGAAAUUGGCGGACGGUAAAAAUCGCUGCGUUCCGAAUGUGGUGGAAAUUCAGGGUUAAAGAGUCUGAAUGAUUGGUCAGAUCUGCAGAUUAAACAUCAGCUGUAAAACAGUGCUAAGUGAUGUGGGAUUAGAUUAAGGCUGUAUUAUUUUAUACACUGGAGGUUAUUCCUAAAUAUCCGAGUCUCUCUCUGAGGUAAAUCGACUUUGAUUGUGUUGUUGGAGUUUACUGUAGCAGCUGUUCCUGGUUAAAGUCAGGAUCUGUUUUUCGGUGAUACGUUCAGAGGAACAGUCAGAGUCUGUCAGAGGUUAAAAAAGCUCUCAUGGUCGAUAAGCUCUCCCCCACGCACAGCCGGUCUGUUGCAGCCGUUUCCGCCUGUUUGACGAUUUCGCCUCCAAAUCUGUUCUGAUCACGUUUCGUUAAAACGACUGAAUCUCUCUCUAAACUUGGCUGCUCUUAACGCCGCCAUUAAACUAAUGGAGGACGGUUGUUUAUUGAAUCAGACCUCCUCACACACACAGAGGGGUAUAAAAGUCUGUUAUCUGAACCUGGACAACUUUAAUAGUCCCUCAGAAAGAGUUUACCUCCACCCCUUUGAGUCCACAUCCAUCCUUGUCUCGAGAAGACUCGUGUCGUCUCCACCGACCAAAAGAGAAGUUGCGUCUCGUCCUGUAAGACCUCGGACACGUUUAACAGACUCACUGCGGCGGUUUGAUGGAGUCCAGAUCAGGUCGGGCAAAGAGAUCCUCCCCAGCCUCCCACUCAGGCCCGGAGAGCGCUCUCCCCGGGGGGCGCCUCACCUCAGGGUGACCCCCAGCUGAGACGGCUUUAGAUUGAUGCGUGCUGCCUCCGUCUCCCACACACUGUGAGCUCUUCUGGGUAUUUCCUCCGCCUUUCCCGUCUUUUCUUUACGGGGAGAAAAGGCCUGUUUACAAGCCGGGGCGGGGGGAGCGCUGAGCUUGCACUGAGGAUGCCGUCAUCGGGCGCUGAGGACGCUCUUUGUGUGAACUGGCAGCUUCGCCGUCAGCUGUGGCUCAGAGGUUAAAGGGCUCACGGAACGCUCGGGGCUCCCGCCGUUUGGAGCUUGAUUGGCGGUUUGCUCUGUUCUGAAACUGGCGAGAAAACGGCGUCUGAUAAAGUUACAUGUAAAAUAAAAGUCGAACAGAAAGACAGGACUGAUCCAGCUCUCGUGUUUUUUUCUUUUUUUCCAUACAUCCUCCUGAAUUCGCCGUUUUUACCAUCCCAGCUACAAAAACAAUCCCACCGCUUUAAUUACGCGAUCAGGACUACACCUGCGCUCCAAAAGGACCGGGCGAUAAAUCAGGAGUCUGCACAGGAAGCUGAUUAUCCUGACACCUCAUCAGUCUUCUCUGAGAGGACGGCUAAGCUAAUGCUAACUGUACGCUAACACCACACGCUCAGAUUUGAAGGAUUUCACUCAUGAGCUCUCAGAAAAUAAUCCAAUCAGGAAUUCACACAACGACUAAAAAGGUUCAAGGUUCAGACAAAAACAAACCCCUCCUCGUUCUCCUUGUUCUCCUCGUUCUUGGUUUCUCUCGGCCCUAACCUCACACUGAUUGGAUGCUCGCACCACCAGCUGAUGGCGGCCCAGGUGAGAGAAGGUCUUAGCCGUCAGCGUUUAGAACAAUUAGGAGACCUGGUUCAGCAUCUUGCCGUCCGGGUGAUGGAUCACGCUUGAGGUGGGCUUUGUGGGUUUGCACUCUGAGACCGCUGACGGAGAAGCCAGCUGAGUCUGAGGGAUGCAGGUGCCAUGGCAACGGAACAUAAACAGAGGCAAAGGGCCCUCAUGGAGACACGCUAGUUUAGAUUUUAAUCUCAAAGUUUCUCUCAGCUCAUCAGGAAACUCGGAUAAACAAAGUCAGACUUUAAGAAGACAAGGCGGUCCUCCUCCACGCUCCUCCUCACACAUCUGAAUUCUUGUACUUUGCUGUCCUGCUGUCUGCAGCAGUAAGGAGUUGCUUUUAGGAGAAGUUAGGGAUGACAGCAGCUGAACAAAGGGGAGCAUAAUAAGCUAAGGAAGUUUCUUUAACUAUUUUUCUUAAGUGUUUGUUUAGUUUCUCGCCUGUUUUCAACAAGCUGUUGGUGUUGCUGCUGCAGCCAACCAAUCCUAAACCAGAAGGGGCGGGGCUGGUCAUCUUUGGUAACCAGGAAUACAGAUGAUUGUCAAAUCCAACACAGAGAAGAAACUGAAGAAACAAAUCAGACCCAGACAGAAACUCCUCCUUUAAAUCAAUCAUUUUAACAAAGUCAUGAACAGAAGACUGACAUCUCUGAAGUUUUAUUUUUGUUUUGAUCAAAGUGUGCAGCGUUCAUUCUUCCACACAGCUGCUUUGUUUAAUCUGACCUGUAAAUAUAAAUAUAGAUCUAUAUAAAGUUAGAAGCUGAGUCCAAACCUGUGGAAAACAACAGUGGAUCCAGUGUUGAGUGAGUGUUUGAUGUGCGCGGGUUCACAGGGACUAAUGAAUUUCCGCUCCGACCAUCUCGUGUCAUUACAGAGACCACCGGCCUAAUCCACUUACCUUCUGCCCCAAAUCCUCCUAUCAAUAAAAAAGGUAUCAUUUUACUCUCCCUGGGGGCGGCUAAAAGCAGAGAGUGACUCUGUUAAGACCUCCUUUCAUAGAUGGCGGUGGUUUCGUGCUCUCCUGUAAGCCCCUAAUCCCUCUGUCGCCAUCACUCGCCCAUGCGCUGCCCUGGAGGAAGCAACGUCUUGCAAACUAAACCUGCAGGUUUGGUGUUGUGUGCGUAGCGCAGGAUUCUCGGAUUAGGCUAAACACACACUUUUUAUUAACCUUGGGCAUCGCACUCGCUGUGUGUGUGUGUGUGUUUGUGAGUGUGUGUGUGUGUGUGUGUGUGUGUGUGAGAGACGGCUCUGCUCAGCCUCAGCGUCCGUGUUCGUCUCCGUCACUCUCGAUAGUUGCUUACUGAAAGUGAACUGCAGAACAAAUCACUGUCUGUGUGUGUCAUUGUGAGCCUGUGAGUGUGUGUGCAUGCACAUGAGCGUUUGUGUAUAGCUGUUGGCACGGUGCUGUGUAGUUAGGACCCGGGCCAACUUUUUCUGCUGGAAUUUCCUGUCUGAAUCGAGCGCCCCCUCCUCUCCUGCUCCUCUCUCCUCUCUUCUCCCUUUCUCUCGUGCCUCCCCCCCCCUCCUCUCCUCUCCUCUCCUCCCUCUCAAAGCUCCACAAAAGCUUUUUUUCCCCUGAAUUAUUCCUGGCCUGGCUCGGCCCAGCCUCUCAGGGCAUUAUUAUUAUCGUUGAGUACUUCCUAGUAGACAUGAGCCCACUUCACUCAGGGCUGCAGCAGCACGGUUCUGAUCCGGGGCUUCAUUUGGACAUAAUGAGAGAGUGCUUUUCCUUCCUCUUUGUCUGAGUCAUGAGACUCAUAGGGGCCUUUGUUAACAUCGAACACCUGGCAUUGUCUUAAGUGAAAGAUCAAACCGUGGCUUUGGGAUCCGAAGUAAAAAGGAGAAGAUGUGGGGCUCUCGGCAGGAUGUUUGGCACGUCUGGAGCCUCAUUAUGGGGGCUGGGGGGCGAAGAUAUGUUGGGCUUUUAAACAAACAGGUUAUGAGAGAUCAGAGCAGAUACGGCGCCUGAGAACGGCCACCAGUCAAAGGGUUCCUGGGGGCUGGAUUGAUUUAUGAUAUAAGAUUACUCCAAUACAAAAGCCCCUCAGUGCAGCGCGCACGUAUAACUGCAGUUUGAGCCGCUGCCAUGAAUUACAAGAUCAGUAUCUGCGAUAAAACCGAGCGGAGCAGAAAGAGACGUUUUAAAACGUUUACAUGAUUUCCUCCUAAAGUUAGUGACCUAAACUCCGACAUUCACAUGAGAUAAACCGUCUUUACGAAGUUUUCUUUGAGGAGAGACCAAAACAGGAGGUCUGCUUGACAAAUUAGUUAGUUAUAAACAACUUAAUGUUGUGGCAAAUAUGUAAUAAUACCGUACUAAAGUGUGUGUGGUUUGAGUUUUAUUACCCCCUUUUACUGAGGCUCUAUCACGCUCUUAACUAGCCACAAUUUGGUCUUAAUUAGUCUUUAUUACACUCGUACACUAAACCAUUACUAAGUCUUUGUUGUUCUUUAUAUUUAGCCUUAACUAAGGGAUUAUAACAACAUAUUAUAGGCACAGAUUUCUUCAUAUACAUAGCCUUAACCAAGCCUUUAUAACAACCUUAACUAAGUCUUUAUAACAACAGUUAUUGCACCUUUUAUAAAGCGUGUCCACAUCCUGUUAUAAACCUUUAUUACACUCUUAUCUAAACCUUUACUAAGCCUUUGUUGUUCCCUUUAUUUAGCCUUAACUAACUCUUUAUAACAACCUUAACUAAGUCUCAUCUUAACCUUAUUACGUCCUUUUAUGACUUUUACAUCCUUUAAUAAGCUUCUAUUACACUCUUAAUUAAAUAUUUGAUACACUCUUAACCUUUAUUACACUUUUUAUAAAGCAUUUUUACAGCCUUUAAGAAAACUAUAUUACACUCUUAAUAAACCUGUAUUACACUCUUAACUUCAAUUUUUAUUACACUCUUAAUUAAACCUUUAUUACACCUUUAUAACACCCUUUAAUAAACCCAGAAUUUCACUUGUAACUAAUCCUUUAUUACACUCUUAAUUACACCUUUAUUACACUCUUUAUUAAACCUUUAUUACACUCUUAAUUACACCUUUAUUACACUCUUAAUUAAACCUUUAUUACACUCUUUAUUAAACCUUUAUUACACUCUUAAUUACACCUUUAUUUCACUCUUAAUUACACCUUUAUUACACUCUUUAUUAAACCUUUAUUACACUCUUAAUUACGCCUUUAUUACACUCUUAAUUAGGCCUUUAUUACACUUUUUAUUAAACCUUUAUUUCACUCUUAAUUACACCUUUAUUACACUCUUAAAUUUUUAUUACACUCUUAAUUAAACCUUUAUUACACCUUUAUAACACCCUUUAAUAAACCCUGAAUUUCACUUGUAACUAAACCUUUAUUACACUCUUAAUUACACCUUUAUUACACUAUUAAUUACACCUUUAUUACACUCUUUAUUAAACCUUCAUUACACCUUUUCCUGAACCACAGAUCUUUAUCUCCUGUAAUAUCUUUAAACAACAUGACUUUAGUUUCUCCUGACCUUUGACCUCUGAAGUGACUCUAUGACGACUUUUCUAACAGGACGGCGUUUUGGACCGACCCUCUUUGAGACCCUGAUGGUAGUGUGUGGUAUCUCACCCUGAGACAUAAACAGACCCCUGCAGUUUGACAGUUUAAUAGAUCGACUGAAGCUCGAGUGUUGGCGUGACUUCCAGCUCAACCUUGCAGCCUUUGUGGCGGCGGUCUCUUCCCUCGUCCCGUGUCCUCCCUCUCCUCCUGAGAUGUGCCAGGCAGCGCAAGCGGGGGGCACCUCUCGGACAAAGCCCCAACUUCUGGCUCCACUUGUGACACAAAGCUCAAACUCCUUUUCCCAGCUCUCACUCCCUCUCGCUCAUUUACUGGUCGCCUCUUUUGGCUUUGUGGCGCACAAGUUGACUCAGAAUUGGCCGCCUGUCUCUGACACAAAAGCGAGGGAGGGUGAUUGGCUGAGAUCCAGCGGCGUAGAUCUUGAUGGAGAGACAAAAACAUCAGCCGCCAAAGCUCGAAGAGGAGAUACUGGAUUUCUACAUCUCACUCUGACUCCACGGAGACAGAUUUUUGAGCAGCUGUCGUGUUUUGACGUCUCUGCAGGAAUGCACGAGGAAUUCACGGCGAAAGCAAAGUUUCCAGAGAGAUAGAAAGUAAUUGUCUUGUAAUAAUGCGUCUUCUUAAACAAAUCCCACAGCAGUCAGAUGUCUCACAGGUCAGAGCUGCCUUCAGGGGAACUUCCUUGCCAGUCGUGGUAAUCCCUUCAGAAUUAACAAAGAGCAAGACGGUACAACGUCACGACGGUUACCGCAAUCACGCCAACAAAAGGCUCAAUCAGGGUUAAGUAGCAGUAAUGUCUGCCUUUGUAUUAGGCAUCACCUUAAAACAACACUCAGUGUUGAGCCGCAGCCCACAGGCACAGAGUCCUGUUACGUCUUGUUCUCACAGCUCUGGCUGGAGCGCGUCAGUCAGGACCCCGAGGCUCCUCUGAAAGGCGACAGAGUUUAAAAACCCAAAUCCAUCCUGUGAUCGCUGCAAUAACAAGAGCCAACGCUUCGAGUGUGAAAGUUACGUUUUUAAAGUUAAAGUUAGAGCGGCAUUUUUACCAGAAAGACAUCGUACGGUGGCCGAGAACCGCCAAUGCUGCAAAUGAAAAAAGAGUGCAGAAAAAAAGUCAUGACAGAUGUUACCAAUGCAAAAAAAAAAAGAAAACUGAAGUGCACAGCAAAUAAAACAAGAAACGGUGCAGAUUAAAAAAAAAAGCCACAACGGAAGUUAAUGACGCAAAAAAAACAAAAAGUGGUGAUGCAAAAAAAAAAAGAAAAGAAAAGGUAGUUAGUGCGAAAAUAAAAGGAUGUAAAUAAAAAAAGAAUGCAAAAAAAGAAGCCACAACAGAAGUUAAUGAUGCGGAAAACAAACAAAAAAAAGUGUUGAGGCAGAAAAAAAAAAGUUACCCACUGCAGAAAUAAAAGGAUGCAAAUAAAAAAGAAUGCAAAAAAAAAGAAGUCCCAACGGAUGUUACUGAUGCAAAAUAACAAACAAAAAAAAGAAACGGUGCAGAUAAUGACGCAAAUAAAAAAACAUAGCGAUGCAGGAAAAAAAAAUACUGUCUGCGAAAAUAAAAGGAUGCAAAUAAAAAAGGAGCCACAACGGAUGUUAACGAUGCAAAAAAGUCAUGAUGCAAAAAAAAAAAAAGUUACUUAGUGUGAAAAUAAAAAGAUGCAAAUAAAAAAAGACUGACUAGUUCGUAAAACACCGGUGCAUCAUCAUUAUUGGUCCCCUGCAGCUCUCUUUCAUUUUGGCGUUUUUUAUUUGCAUUCUUUUAUUUUCGCAGAAAGUAACUUUUUUUUUUCCAUCGCCACUUUUUUUUGUGUCGUUAACUCCUGUUGUGACUUCUUUUUUUUUUGCAUUCUUUUGUUAUACGCAGCAGUGGCAGUUCUCGGCCACCGUAACAUCGUCACAGGAUAAAACGGCCUGCAGAGAGAGAUAAAAUUUAAUGCUGCAGGUUCGUCGUCUGAUCGGCAGCCUCAUGCUUCAGUACAGUCAGGGUUCAUCUGGACCAGCAGAACCUCUAGUUUUAAAGAAAACAGGCGAAGAAAGGUCGGACUCUGGUGCUGAUUCACGGCGUUUAACACGAAGGCGUCUGAUUCUGGCAGCUCGUCUUUUUACGUGUUUCCACAUCAGCGUGAAUCAACACCCCCGUUUCCUCUUUGUCACACAGUCCCAACGAUCCUCUCAGUUAGAGAUAAUGAUGUGCGCGCUCACUGAGCUUUGACCUUUGGCCUCGCUGGUCUCUGCUCUCAGGUCAGCCCAGGUUUAUUGGACCGUGGAGUCCUGAGUGCAGGCAGAGGUAGUUUCAGAAUCAGAAUCAGAAAUAAUCACAUUUCUCUGUAAAACAUCCCGAGUCUGUGUUUUUGUGUUUCUGAUGAUGUCCUGAUUCAAAGUAAAAACCUUCGCAGCCUUUCGACUUGAUUUCCGUUUUCUUUCUCCUUCACUCGGAGGUUGUAACGGCGGGAAUUAAUGAAGACACGCCGUGUUGUUUUCAUGAGACUUCCUUCAAGCCUGCAGACCAUUUACGGCAGGAAAUGGUGGAUUUGUGCAUCCUCUGUCUGACAAAUAAAAACACACUCCUCCUCCUCCUCCUCCUCCUCCUCCUCCUCCUCGUUGUUGUUGUUGUUGUGUAAACCUCGCUUUGGUCUCAUCGGAUAAGAGGUGCCGUUAAUGAAACAUGCAGCUCUCAGGGAAAACGCCACAGCGGUGAGACGGUUUCAAUUAGUGGCGAGUUACGGGAACAGUAAAGUGGAGCAGAUUGAUCUCCCGCUGGUUUGAGGUUUAGUCAGGAGCUUCAUCAUCACAGACGUCUUCAUCAGUUUACUGCCUGUUUGACCUUUUCUCUCUCCUCUCUCCUCUCACAGGGACCCACCACCUCUUCCCCACCUUCCACACACCCAUCCCGAUCGACAUGAGACACCACGAGGGGCGGUACCAUUACGAGCCGCACCCACUUCAUGCCAUGCAUGGGUAAGGAUGGUCAUCUGUUAAUAUGAAAGAAGUUAUCAAUAAGUAAAGCACAUUCUCUUGUCGUGGAAUCGAGGAGAUCCCAAACUCUUACCGUCCAUUUGAUCGUUCUGCGGAUCAGAACUGAACUGGGCAAAAAAGCAUUUUUUAGUUUUGCUGCCACUUCAUCGUGGAAUACUCUCCAGACUGACCCACAAUUUGGGCGCCACAGCCGAGAAAGCUCGGCCGCCGACUAGUUUUAGUGACGAGGAGUUGGAGCUGAUGAGCAGACCUCAGGGAACAUCUAAGAGGUCAGAGAUGUUCUGUGGCGCUGAUCCGUGUAAAGAUUUUAAAACAAACAUUAAAAUUUGAAAAUGAAUUCUAAGAUGAACGGGAAACCAGCGGAGGGACGCCAGAAAUCAUAGUGAUGUGGUCAUGUUUUCGUUUACGUGUUAAAAGACGAGCAGCAGCGUUUUGGACGAACUGUAAGCGUGUGAGAGAAACCGGAUUAACACCGACGUAAAGAACGUUACAGUCGACCAACCGAAAGAUAAAACCGAUUUAAUCUUAAAUAAAAGCCUCAGAUGAUAAAAACUGGAUAAAAUUCUUGGAUAAAGUUGGUCCUGACUGAAAAUUAAAAACGUUUCUAUCUGAUCUAUGAGGAUUUUUGCGUCUUGAAAUUGCAGAACUUUUGCAGCGAAUUAAACUGACGGGCAAAGGUGGGAUGUUGCUUUCAGCUCUGCCUCUUUUCUCACAGUCCUAUCUCUCUUCUCUCUUUUAGGAUGGACAAACUUUAGAUUUGAAAGAAGUCCUGUUGAAUUAAAUACUUUUUAAUAAACCCGUGUCUGUUUUGAGUGUUUUGCUCUUCUUGGUUGUAAAUCUUGUAUCCUGACCCGACCUACAAAGAUCCUGAUUUAUUUUCGGACUGUGGCGUUACCUUAAAGGUCCGUCUGUUUGUCCUAACGCUCUUCUUAUCUGAAAUAUUCAAAUCCAGGAAAGAAACCCUGCAGGAGGAAGAUCAAUAGAGGUUUUGUGGGAACUCUGCUGUUCCAUUGAAAUUCAGCGAGAUCAGGUGAUACAUAGAGGAGGCAGAGCUAUUCAUCAACCGCGAGAGCGAGGGAGAGGAGGUGAAGAAGUGUGGCCGUGGACCGGGUUUGUUCUGAUUAAUGUGAUGAGACUCUGACAGAGCGCUCCGACUAAUUCAUCAACACCUUGAUGUCGCCGUCUCUCCUCUGCACGCGACAAACUCGCCUAAUUACGGCGUGCCGUCCCGGCGAAAUGGAGCAGGGUGUGAGUGUCGGUGCAGCGUGCUGGAUGGCAGCGCUUUGAGGGAUUGUAGGAACUUCAUAUGCAGAGCUCUUUAUCACCGUGUUUUUACACAAUAGUGGCUGCAGGUCAGGAUGCGUUUGGAGUUUCUGCAGAACUUGUACUUUUGUUAUCCGCCGCGCUUUUCGGCUGGUGACGCCAGAGGAGUGUUUGGUGACAAAGUGGGUCAAUGCAAACAAAUUGACGCACUUUUGCAACCUCUGUUUCUCACCACUGAGCUCAAGUAGAGCCCGUUCUUGACGUUUUUACACUAUCUGUCGUGUUUUUGAGGAAUGUUAAGGUGAUGUUUCUGCAGAAGAGUCAGAUCAGCGUCUGUGUUUAGAAGGACGCUGCAGCUGCUGUCACAAAAUAGAGAAAUGGUCGUGAAACCUUGUUGUGAUUGGUCAGAUAUCACUAUGCCUAUAAGCGAAGUCAUGGCACUAAUUCAUGGCCGUGUGACAAAAAGGUUGGUCGUAAAGUGGGACAAACUUGGGCAGCAAAAAUAAAACCCUGAUUUAUUUUUCUGAAUAUUUUUUAUUCAGUGACGACUUCACCAAACUUCACUUUAAUAAUAAAAAGAUUUUCUACCAUCGAAUACGAAUUUCGCGGCAGAUUACAGACAGUGGUAAUCACAAGAACCUGCGGAUUCACGUGCAAUCACGGAAAGAAGUCGGUGUAAAUUGACACGUUAACUUGAAUGUUUACGAUCAGCUACGAUCGGAGGAGACGACCUUUUAGGAGACGAUCAGGAUGAAGGUGGAGGUUGGGGUAAAACAGAGCAGGUAUGAUGCUGGUGAAAUCAGACACAGCGUAGAAAGGUGGAGCUGGGUGGAGGCGGGUUGGGGUAACUGGAUGAGCUGUCAGGAUCGGGAUCUUUGCGGCCUGCCUGGACUAACACUUUGCCCAGUCUCUUCUGUAAUCUGUUUAUUUUCUGCUUAGUUUCACUUUUGUCCGAUGACCUCGUCAUCAGAGCAGACUUAUCCGGGGAAGUUUGUCGGGGUCGUUCUGCAGGUGAUGACGCCUGUUUUCAAGGUGAAGUCUUCAAGCUGCACUCCAACUUCUCUGCCCUCCUGUCUGACCAACAAGUCCGAAUUUGCCUGUACGGCAUUUUCCCUACUGGGCUCAGGGUGGGAUGAAUUAUGAUGUGACACACUCCCUUCUGUACUUCUGGGCAGCCACGGCGAUCAAGAUAAAUCACCACGCUGCCCCACAUGGGACACGCUCAGAUCCUGCCUCGGUUGUUUUUGGGGCCCUGAUCAGGAUGCGGAGGAUUUGGACACAACUUGAUACUGUACUCCCUGAGAAACCGGGUCUGUGUGCAGAGGAGGGGCCCGGUGGAGCUGUGUCAGACGACGGGAUAAUACACUUAAAUGAGACGGGAUUACAGCGAGGGUAAUUAUCCAUUAUUCUGCUCCCUGCCUGUCACAUACCAUUUAGUCUUUUUUGAGCGCAGGAACGUUUGGAAGGGGCCGUGUGAUAAACCGUGACAGUCUGAGGCUAUUGAUUUGCAACUCUGCAGCCCAGUGAUGGAUGGGUCCCUUGUCUUUUCAGCAGCACAUUCCUGGCUGUAACUCAGGGGAGCAUCCAAAUUCAGACUUCAGCCGUGACGCUGAGCCGAGCCGGAGCCAACGUAAGAUAACAACAUGUCAGUCAAAACCGCCGACAACCAAUCGUCAGGCUCGAACAUCGGCUCCUUUUACCUCCGACCCUUUCCUCCCGUUUUAACCAGACCAACACAAUGAAGGCAAAAAACAACAUCGACCCAAAUGGCUGAUGGGUAAACUGUAUUUAAUCAACACAUUCCACGCAGAGGGGGAGACCACAUCUGUUUGUGCAGAGGGGCGGUGCACGCCACAGCUCUGCCACACAAAAACCUUGGGCAUACUUCAACUUUUCAGUGCUGCAAUUUGCCCCCCGACUGCUUCCCAAAAAGCCUAAAUACAGGCUGUGGAAUGAGCGGGGGAUCUGUUUUUCUCAUCCGCUGCGUUGUCGUUGAGGUUCUGGGAACGGAAGGCUGGAUUUCGGAUGCUAAUUACCCGGUCGAACAUGCUGGCACAAGUGGCAGGCUUUGCUGGGUUGUGGGUUUGAGGAGAGGAAGAUGCCCGACUCCACAACAUGCAGCAACAUCCAGUCCUACUGUAAUCCCACAGGGACUCGUCGUCAUAAUGUCUUCCAGAGACAGUUGGAAUAUGACAUGUUUCCUCUGUCAGGAAUGUGAAGUUCGUGAAAGGCAGAGAGACCACAGCCGGAAGAUUACUACUUUGAAAUCCUCAAACAAGCGUUCAGAAAAGUGCUGAGAGACGCCGUGUGCAGCUCGCCGUCUUCGCUGUGACUCUGCAACACUCAGCAGGUCGUUUUAAAGAGAUUCACAUGAGCUGGGAGGGCGUUAUUUACAACCACCUGUGUGUGUGAACGCCAACACGAGGGUCAUAAUCAAGGAGUUAUGCUGCGUUCGAGUUUCCUCGGAGGUCAGGAGUCCGAGCUGAAAAUGACGUCACACCCGAGUAGAAUCGGAGGCAGAAACAAGAUGGCUACAUCUACGGAAGUUAUUUUAGAGCUUGCCUUGUCCGAAUAUAAGGCAAGUGCUAAACACACACAAGUGUAAACAAACAUGGCGUUUGCAAAAUAGGGGGGUUAUAUCGUGGUUAAAUAGGACAAGAGCGAGUCAGUCGUGUUGAAUUGGUACGACUUCACAGUUUCAGAUGAAGAGUAAACCACUCCCCGCUGCAAAGUCUGUCUGAAGGCGGUAUCAACCCGUCACCAAGGAAACUAAUUCAGGAGUAAACGCUAAAGUUUUUUUUUUUUUUUUGAAAACGGGUCAGAGAGUGAAUAAAUCUGUAAACGACGACCAUUUCAUCUCCAUGUGGAUGUCUAUCUGCAUCUCUGGAAACGAUCAUGUGACACACAGAGUAACUCUUUUAUGGCGCCAAAACAACCUUUAUACACAUGCUUUGUACGCUACAGCGCCAUUUACUGGUUUGGCAUAUGAACUACAUCGUUUUCAGUGGGUUUUUUUGAGAAAUUCCGAGUUUUCGGAGAAAAAUAUUUGAAUUUUAUUUUUAGCCAAUCCUGAAAGUUUGUUAGUAAACUGCCCAGUCCAGUUUAAUAAUAAUACCUUUAUUUUUAUAGCACUUUUAAAAACAGAAGUUUACAAAGUGACAAACAGUCGAGAAGCACAUGGAGAUAAAAAAAACAUAUAAAAACAAAAGCUCAGUUAAAAACAAGACCUCCAAUCGACAAUACAAGAACCCUACAACAUAAAAUGAGACCAUGAGGACCGAAAUAAAAACAACAAAAUAAUUAAAAAGGGGGGUAGAAAACAGGAAACAGUAUGGUAAAUAUAAAAAGACGAUAUUAAUAAUGAUAAUAAAAUUAGAACAAAAUAAAAGUUAGAUAAGAAAAGGUUAUAAGUAAAAACAAAGGCUAAAAGGACAGAAAGUCGAAGUUAGAUAAAGAGAAAAGACGUUAAAUUAUCUAAACUUAACUUUGCAUGUAAACAAACUGACAUUCACUCUUCUGUAUGAUCAAAACUGGACCACAAACAAAAGCUGAAAAUGUGACUGAAACUCCGGGACAUUUAACCAGGUCAUCUUUUUAUAAACAAGUGUUCAUGUCUGAUGUCUAAUUUCAGCCGUUUGAUUCUUUGUUUGUUGGAUCGUGUUUCCACAGUCACUCAUGUCUUUAGAUCGGCACCGAUCGUGCCCCUACCGUGAGUCUGAUGUACACGCACUCUGGUAUGCACUUACUCAGACUUACUCAUCCUCUAGACAAGCUGUACCAUGUCCAAAAUCACUUUUUCUCACCGCAGAGUUUUAACAAUGGAACAACAGAGAGCGUGUAAUCACACAGUACAGAACACACAGACAAACAGCAAUUACCUCCUUCAAAAAUAUGUCAUCUACUGACUCACAGCGGCUUCAGAUCCAUCCCUGUACCCCUGUUUCUCCUUAACUACCAUCUUUGCCGCUUUCCUAAAGGAUCCAGAUUUUGAACGUCACGCGGCGGUCCGAGGCAGCCACCCAAAGUGCUCAGGUAUGAUGGAGGUGUCUUUAAAUGGCAGGCGCUGAUUCAGAGAGCUCUCAGGCCUCCAGGAGCUUCCUAUUCAGCCUCUGCGAGUGAAAGAAAACACACAGACUUCAAGUAACAUCUUGUCAGGAGGAGGGUGGAUCGACAAGGCUUCAAUAAUGGUACCUGCCAGACGGGACUGUUAUUUGCAGCCUCCUGACAGGCAACGGCAGUAAAUUUCAGCGUAUUAUCAGGGACUCCUAUACACUUUUAAGCUGCUUGAGUGAUUUACUGCAGCUACAGUGAUGUGCGCCGACACGCUGGCUUGUUAUUGGCCAAGAAACAAAUAACUAUCCUUUAUGGAUAGAGACACACCCGGCGCUAUGGGCGGGCUUUAGUGGGGCCAGGUAAGCCACGGUUAACCUCUGUGCCCCCCAGGCUGAGUCAAACCUCCUGGAGUUUCUGCCAGAUAAUAAUUAACACAAUUUGUUUUAAUCAGGAGCAGAAGGAGCAUCAUAGAGACCCGAGGAUGUCAAAUUAGGAGAGCUUACAGCCCAGUCAGGCAGUUAGUCACCCAGUCAGCUGGUUUCUUCAGACUCUCAUCCUGGUUUAUUCUCAGUUUGUUGUGUGCAAACAGAAAAACUGCAGGAAUGAAACUCACUUCAUCUUUUUAUAUAAAUUGUGGCCCUAGAUCUGUGAGGGAACAUCUGCAGCUAAAUUUGGCUGAAAGAAUCCAUUUACAUCAUCUUAUAUUCAGUCAGAGUAAGGGCCUGUGUACACUGAGAGCUUCCACUACAGGCAGCGAACACAACCGAACUUUCACCACCCGUCCAAUCGUCUCUUGUCGUUGGUAGUCCAGUUUAAAGAACCAAAAGAAGGUCCACAGGCCAGAGAGAAUCCAUCGAAUAUAUAAACCUACACUUUGGGAUGAAGUUUGAUAGUUUGGUAGAGUAACCCCCAAUUUCCACCUUCAUCAUAAUCGUCUCCUAAAAGGUCGUAUCCUCCGAUCGUAGCUGAUCGUAACCAUUGAAGUUAACGUGUCAAUUUACACCGACUUCUUUCCGUUCCUCUGCGGAUCGCCGGACUCCUCAGCUGAUCACAAGAGUUCUAUUUUUUCUGGACGCCGGAGCAUGGCGGAUAAAUUCAGCACAGAUUAACCCGUGCUGGAAAGGAAGUCGGGCACAGACACAAAAUAAAACAUCCGGCUUAUUUUCAAAAUAAAACACUCCGUGUUUCAGGAGGAUCGUAUUUCACACCAUGCAAACGGGCGGAGACGAACAAGUGAAAGGUUUUUAGACGUCAUUUCACCCCGAUGACACCAUGGAUGAGGAGAUGCUGAUUCUAGAAGUCUAGAAGUAGAUUUCCUCCUCUGGAAGGACACAAUCUACUGCUUAUAUGUCUAUGUGUCUGUCUUUAGAGAGACAACUCGUUAUCGCACGAUUGAACGUGAAUCUGUUCCGGAUUUGAGCUGGUCCAGAUGUGGUGGAAAUCCCGGGUAAGGGCCUGUGUACACUAACUGCUCUGCUCACAGCCUUAAAUUCCCUGCCCUCCUCAUGAACUCUCACGUAUGCUAGUUCAAGUUAAAGUACUAAAUAAAGGUGCAGGGACCUAAAGGGUUUCAGACUCGUAUGAUCUUGUGAUUGGGGGCAUAUUUGGCUAAAGUAAGGGCCUGUUUCCACUGACAGGACCUGUUUCCACUGAUGCUACGUCACAAACGCCGUCUCAUGGCAUCUCCUCGACCCUGUUGUCUGUUUUCAGGUGUUUUCAAACUCUCUCCAUUCAGAAAACUUUAAACAUUUCAUCAGGAAUAAAAGCCGAAUACUUGAACUCGAAGGUUGACGUUCGUGUGACGAUGUCUGAUAAGAACUGGAGCGCUCCUCGGUGCCAGCUUACCCAGGUAGUCCAUCAGUAAAAACAGCCUGACACUAAUUUGAGUCAGCGCUGCCAAACUCCGCGUCCAGCGCUCAGAGGCAGGCGGAGGGAAGCGUGUUUUUGUGUAUGGAGCGUCUGUUUCUUCUCACUUCUCCCCUCCUGUCCAGAACAGAGAGCUCUUUAUGGCUGUUUGUAGGGGAAGAGACGGCAGAAAGUUGGCCCGCAGACAAGGCCGGCAGUCUGCAGGCCCUUACUGGAAAUGGAGCGAGGGCCGAGGCUCUGGGUUGGUUGGCUCGGUCCGAGCUGGGCAGGGCCGGGCCCGGGUGCAGGUUGGCGUCCGCACAGAGAUGGUGAAUGAGAGACUGAGCGGGGGGAAACUCUGGAGGGAGAGGUUCUGCCAAGCAUGCAGGCGAGACCUCAGGCCGGGCUUUCACAGCCUCAGCCAGAAAAUACAACCUGCAGCAGUCACGCUCACUUCAUCAGAGUCCAAUCAUUUUACACCCUCAGCUGAAUUUUCUUUUCUAAUGUAAACUGAAACAGAAGAAUCUCAAUAUUUCAACGUUUUCUUGAUCAGGAUCCACAUUCUUCUGAUCUUCUGUUGGUCGGUGUUUGGAUUUUCUUUCAGUCCGCCGAAGGAUCCAUCAAUCAAACUUAGAUUAUACACACAAGGAAAGGUUUCAUGUAGGCAACAGAACGGACUCAUGCAAGGCAACUGUAAAGCAAAUUUAGUUCAUAUCCAGAGAUGUGAAGUCUACUUAACAAUAAACUGAGGAGAAAAAAUGCAAUUCAGGGCUUAUUUUUGGCAGAAAAUAUCUUGAAUUGAGGAAUUUUUCUGGACUUGUCAGGUUUAAAUCAAAACUAAAAACACCUCCUUCACCAGAAAUCAGACUAAACACUUUCUAAGAUUUGAGUUAUUGCUGAAAAAAGCAGAAUUUAAAAACAAAAAACGAAAUGAAACAAAGUCCUGAUUUUAAGAUUUACGUUGAAAUGCUCCCUUCCUCAUCUCUCCUGUUGCUGAUGCAACGGUGGCCCUCAAGGACAAAAACCCUCUGUGAUACAUGAUGAGUACGAUCUUCUGCUUCAUCUGCUUCAUCUGUGUGGUCAUCUUGCAGCUGCAGCAUGUUGCACACUCCCUAAACACACAUCAAACUAGUUAGAAACAUGGCGGUGCAAUAUGGCGGCCUCUAUUUCUAUCACGUCUGCUGAGCUAAAAACCACUGAAAUCUGUGCACUGUACCUUUAAAUCUGUGGAUAAACAUGCAAGAAGUUUACAGAUGUGAGUGUUAACUAAGAUAAAAAGUGUUCAAUAAUAAAAUAAUUUUUAAAAAAUGUAAAAUUUAAGAGAAAACUGUUUUAAAAAAAGUCAGUUUGGUGAGGGUAGAGGCACACAGGCCUGUCCUUACACCCUGUUAUCUCUCUCUCUCUCUCUCUCUCUCUCACACACACACACACACACACACACACACACACACGCUGUUUACUCAGCAUGCAGUCAGCUCUGCCAAGAAUCAAACCGCACAUAUAAACACUGGUGUGUUCACAGCAGCCGAGGAGCAGCUCCGAAGUUUGUUGGUGAAAAGAAAACGUCUCUGAUUUGUUUGUGAUGUUUCUGUUUUUCGAUCAAGCGUCGUUGUGGUCACGUUAACGGGGUCGUCAUUCCUGAUCAUGUUUGGUUUAAGAUUCUGCAGAUGGACUUUUCUCGUCAUGUUCGUCUGUUUGUCAGUCAAUCAAUUCAUUCAGUAAUCAAUUAGGAACAAAUUGAAAGUAAGACAUGCGUUUCUCACGUCCUCCUUUUUGCAGAAAAAUAUCACUUCAUUAAUAUCCUGAGGUCAAAGUGCAUGCAGUGGUCAGGUUACGCCAUGAUUGCCCUUAAGGUGGCGGCCCUGAUUUGUACACUGAAGAUGCACAUUGCAGGAGGCGGGUUUGUAGAGGAGCAGCAGAUGUAGGCAGUAUGAAGAAGUGCUGUUGGCUCAGCUUCACUUGUGGCCUGCCUGAACUAGCACCAAAAAGGUUGGGAAUCUUUCCAUCUCGCAGAUAGUGAACUUCAUCAUCGCCGUCUUCGCUCAGCGACUUGUUGGGACAUUGUCUUAGAUAUGCUGAGGUGUCAAACGUUGAGUCUUUCUAGAGUCUUCUUAAGUCAUCCUUUCUCAGGUUUUGAGACUGUAUUCUUCAAACUGAACAGGGUCUACAUAAGUCCUGGUGUCCCCUCAGAAGCUCGUGCCACAGUACACUGUUUGUAUCUGGAGCCGGGGCCCUCUGGGUUUUUGAGAAUUACACACCCGCAUGUCUGUGUUUCUACAAGAGGAGCUGCCAAUUACCUGCCGGGGAUGACAAAUUUACUGCUCAGCUUGAUGUGACCACCAGACGAGCUCCUCUCUGAGCUCUCUUAUCACACACACCUGAGUAAUACCUGAGCUGAGGGACCCUGGAGCUCACCCACCCCAACAGAGAUCCUCCUCCUCCUGGUCGCCUCGCCAUGGAGCGUCCUCGGUCUGGACUUGUCUGCAGCUCCAGGGUUUAAUAGGUGAAGGUGAACAAAAGGGGAUUAUUAUGUAUUAGCUGCUGAACUGUGGAGGAGAAAGGGUGUAAGUGGAUCACAGACACAUUAGUGGGACAACAGACGUUAAGGCUUGUCUGUGAACAUACCGAUGAAGAUCACUCAGGAUGAUAACAGAGCAGGAUGCAGGCAAUCAAACCGACACAGAUGGGCUCCUCCACUGGUCUUUCCUGAUCACCCUCAUCCUCCAUCCUUUCUUCUUCCUUUUUUCACAUUAUUGUUGAGAUUAUUUCUGUCUCUCCACAGACCUCCAGGACUGACAGGCAGCCCCGUCAUCUCAGACAUUUCCCUGAUCCGUCUGUCGCCCCACGCAGCGCCCGGGACAGGCGAAUCCCCGUUCAGCCCUCCACAUCCGUACGUCAGCCCCCACAUGGAGCACUACCUCCGCUCGGUCCACAGCAGUCCCACCCUCUCCAUGAUCUCAGCGGCCCGAGGACUGAGUCCCGCUGAAGGUAAGACUGACACCUCAGACCAGAUUUAGUUCAGCUUUGUUAAAUAUUAAAGAAUAAGUUAAACUCAACGAUGUUCCAUUCCUACUUCUAAACAGCUGCUGAGAUUGACCUGUGCUCACACAGAGGCCUAAUGCAUGUCCCUAAAAAUAAAACAGGCACAUAUGUUCAUCCAUAAACACUCUCAUACCUGUUCGCUUAGGUUAUGAUCACCAUCAGGCAUUUGCAAAGUGGAAACUCUCAGCUCUGGCCGGCUAAUGAUGUGUGUAAAGUACACAAUAUGAUGAAUAAACUGUGAUGUGGAAUAUUUCGCAGCUGCUCUCACCGGUUAGCUGAAAGGAUGUGAGAUUUGAGUCGAGCAGGUUGAGGAUUUAUGUUUCCUGCUCACUAUAAACCAACUCUGUCUGCUUGGCUGCAGCUCACUGGACUCACACUUCAGUUUACACAGCUGAUUAUUUUACCGACGGUGAUAAUUACUCUUGCACUUUAUAUGUUCCCCUAUAUAAGGUACUAAAGCAGGCCUGUCAUCGGACAUGUUACAGUGUUUUUGCAUGUUAGUGCAGGCUGGUGGUUUGGAGGUAAACGCUCUGGAGUUGUAGUGCAGCUGUCCGGCAAACAGACUUAGCAGGAGGACCACGGACACUGUUACUGUUACCAUGGACACAGACAUGAUCCACUCAAUAUCAGACCUGUUACUGUUACCAUGGACACAGACUUCAGACCUGUUACUGUUACCAUGGACACAACUUGAUUCACUCAGUAUCAGACUAGUUAGUGUUACCCUGGACACGGACAUCAUUCAGCCAAUAACAGACCUGUUACUGUUACCAUGGACACAGACUUGAUUUACUAUAUAUCAGAACUGUGAGUGUUACCACGGAUACAGACAUGAUUCACUCAAUAUCAGACCCGUUAGCGUUACCAUGGACACGGACAUGAUUCACCUGAUAUCAGACCUGUUAGCGUUACCAUGGACACUGACAUGAUUCACUCAAUAUCAGACCCGUUAGCGUUACCAUAGACACUGACAUGAUUCACUCAAUAUCAGACCUGUUAGCGUUACCAUGGACACAGACAUGAUUCACCUGAUAUCAGACCUGUCACUGUUAAGCAGAGGUGAGGAGCCACAGGCCCGCUCUCACCACACAAUGCCUUCCUGCCUCUCAGUAGAAGCAGCGCUGCAGAGAUGCUGGCGUUGAUAAAGUAGCAGGGAAGUCUGGCACCAAAUAAACAGCUGCAGCUCUGCAGAACAUAAAUAAAUCUAUGUGAGCAGCCGAGCAUGUGUAAACUUCUCACAGGGAUACCUGAGUGUAAGGCAUGUGUUAAAGACUGUUUUCUGAACCUGAAUAAAUAAUCAUGAUGAUCAAACUCAAACAGGGUUGUCAUUGUGCACAGACUCUUCCUGCAGGAUUUCUUUAUCAAAUAAAUGAAUCACUCACUCAUACAAGUCCUUGGUGCUUUUGACAUAAAACUAGGUGAUAUGUUUGGGAAUUUUCACCUGAUUUUAUUAAAAUAAAGUCUUUGUGUGGUUGUCGUGGAUCUGCUCUUUCUCAUCCUCCUGCAGUCAGAAGUGAGAUCACACAUGCACAAACACUCAGAUGCAAAAUGCUGCUCUGUGGAGGUGGUAACGUGAUCUGGCAGCCGUGAACAAACCAAAAGAAUAUCCCUGAGUCGCUGCUGCUGGAGCACAAACACGCCGCCUGUGCUCUGUUACUGCAGCCGUGGCCUAAUCGGUUCUGAUAGAUCCUCCGUUUGUGUGUGUGUGUGCAACUGCAGGAUGGAGUUUCGCUCCCCAAAUGUCCAACUUUGCACAAACCUCCUCCCCACCCCCACUCUCCCCUCUGUUCCCAUUACUGUGUAUAAUAAUAAUCCCACAGACCGAAGAGGGGGGGGCAGGAAACGGAGGGAAAUGGACGCAGACACAGUUAGAUUUUAUGAAAGACGAUCUAUCCGGCCCUCUCAUUCCUCCUGACACUUUUCAACGAGGCUUUACCGGCUGCAGGUGUGAACUCACUUCACGUCAUUAUUACCUUUACACAUGCAGUACUUAAAACCUUCUCAGCAUUAGACAUGUGUGCAUGUGUGUGUGUGUGUGUGUGUGUUUGUGCACCUGCCCUCUUUGUAUGUCUUCAGCCUGUCAAACCAACUGCACACACAACACCAGAGCUCUGCAGGAAUGUGGUUUUCCUUUUCUCUGCAGCCCCCCUCCCCUGCCCCGCUCCAUCCUCCCUCCUCUGCUUCCUUUACUCCCUGGAGAUAUUUCCCCCCCCAACCCAGCAAGCCUCAAAGACAUCAGACAUCUUUUAUCAAACGCCUCGUGCCCCGGGGCAUGCAUGCAGGCACGCACCAAUCUCCAAAUCUGUAAAGCAGAGCACUCGUCUUUGUCGAGUCCUUCUUACAACCUUUCCCUCCAUCCUCACAAUAAGAAGACGACAUCCAAAUGUGUAGUGCACGUUUAAUUUGACCAUGAAGACUUACAAAUAAACCCUUUUGAAAGCUGACACUGAGGUUGUUUUUCUGCCCCCUCUUCCCUGCAGUGACCCACGAGCACCUGAAGGACCGUGCCCUCUUCAGCCUCCCCCCUCCACCGCCAGGAGCCAACCCCACAGAGUACUACCACCUGAUGGCCAGCGCCAGCCAGAGGAGUCCCUACGGCGACCUCCUGAUGCAGAGCGGAGCAGCGGCGGCGGCGGCAGCUGCUGCUGCUGCAGCUGCAGCUCAUCUGCCAGAUUACAUCAGCCCUGUGGAUGGUGAGGAGGAUUCGUCUUAUUCUGCUUUUUAAGGGAAAUAGAUCCGGAGGUCAUUUAACCUCACUUACACACUUGAAGGCCGGAGAUAAAUCGCUGUGUAGCCGUGCGUUCUUGCACAUGUGCUGCUGCAAAACGGACUUAACUGUGAAUAUCCCUGACUGUGCGUGACACAUGUUACUGGAGCAGAGGUCAUAUUUAACUACAGCAUGUGUGAGAUGUGAAUGAAAGAAAACACUCGAGGAGGCCACUCUGAAAACUGAAAUCAAAGCAGAGAUAGGUGCUGUUUUAGGCCUCUGCAUCAUCUUCUUAAAGGGAUAUUCUGGCGUUAAAUUAAUUUAGGGUCAAACACACCAUAACACCGAGUCAGACACCCCGACGAGAGAUGAAUGUUGCCGACCGCUUCCUGCUCUAGUUAUACCAACUUUAGUAACGACUGCAGGAUAGUAAUACAGAGCGGGGGUCUGAGGAGCGGGGUGCCGCAGCUCAAGGAAGAACAUUUAUGAUCAUUUCUUUAUCAUUUCCUUGAAGUAAUAAUCACCAUAUUAAUGAUUUUACAGAUGUGGUAGUUCUUCUGUCUUAGUGUCUCGGUCUGAUUGUAUUUCCAUGAAGAAAUGAUCAUAAAUGUUCUUCCUUGAGCUGCGGCACCCUGCUGUAGUCUGUAAUGGACUGGCCUGAGGUCUCUCUACAAACAAGCGUCUGCUGGAAGAGAGUAGGUGAGUUGUGUUUAGUCUCUUUGCUAAAGAAAACAGCAUCUUCUGUCUUCAUAAGUGAUUAACUCGCACACAUCAGUUCAUUUGCAUCUUUUUUGAAUGUUAAAGUUUCACUUAAUGCGUCGAUGGAGCAAAAAGCCUUUUUUUAAUGAAGAUUUACUUCAGCAGAACCUUCAGUUUCAAUCACUCCUGAAUUCAUUCAUCUGUGAUUUCUGAUAUUUUCUGCCAUCGCUCGUGUUUGAAACCUUUGCUGGUCUCCUGUCCUCCUCCAGUAAGUCGUCUGUUGUAUCUGAAUAAUUUACGGAUCAGCCUCUUAUAUUAAAAAAAAGGAACCAGAGAGACAGCGGGCUGUGGCCUUCGGAGCUUCGCAGAUACAGACAUUUUAUAACCUGGAGCCAGAUUUAUACGAGGGUCUGUAAAACAGAGGGCUUGUGAAAGUACCGACUCGACAUGUGGUGUAAUAUUUUGUUAAAAUGUCCAAAAUAGCGAAUCUCUAUCAAGGAAUACCAAAGCACACGCAUGUCUUUCAUCCCGGGUUCGAGACGAGGAGCCAAACUUAACAGCCGUGCCGCUCUUUGUUCUCAGCACCAGGCAUGUUGAUACCAUCCUCCUCCUCCUCUUCUUCUUCUUCUUCUUCUUCUUCUUCCUCUGGAGCUUUUUUCAUGGCAGAGUUCGCCACAUCAAAGCUGGAGGAGCUUUUUAGACUCGCACAUAGCAUGGGGGCCGCGGCGAGCCGGGGUUUAGGCCGCAUAAACACUAAAAGCCCCGAGGCCAGGAGAUCGUAAAAACACGUGUUACUCUGGAGUCUCUUAUUCUGACGGGGCUUCAGGUGAACUCUGAUUAGGAGUUACGCCCUUCAAAAUAAAAGCUCAGAUUACUGCUAAUGGAGGUAUUUUAGCUGUACGAAGUUGGAGGAGUGUGAGAACAACAAGGAUUCGAUGGCAGCAACACACACACACACACAGAUUCACAACAACUUUAACAGCCAGGCAAACAGGCUGCAAACGCUCACAAACUGGUACACGUGUUUGCACACAAACUCACAGAGACCAGCCUGUUCUUUCAUGGCGCUCCGAGCCCCGCCACCCUCUAUCAAGAUGACGGUCAGGCACCAGAACAGACGUUUGAUUUCAGCAUCCAAGAAACCUUCAGGCCUCAUGAAUGGGGAACAGAGAGCACACAGAGUGGAACAGUGUCCGUGAAAGUCAGCCUUUUCGAUGGCUGAUAAUCAAAUACUCACCCUGGCAGUGACGCCCGCUCCGCUCCUGGAGCCCACCCACCCUGAUUUAAAAAAAAAAACAAGUAAAGAAAACACUGAAACACUCCCCGCCGCUCUCACUGCCGCAGUGUCACGCUCUCCAAGGUCACUGCACGGCAUCCAGGAGGGUUUCUGAGCACACAGGUGGAAAAAAAAAAACCUUAAACUGAUAGGAUUACUUUUUAAAAAUGGACCUCAGUGCCGCAGAUCUCUAACCUCCAAUUUUCAACGUAUCUGGAACGGCAGCAAUUUUCGACGUCCGCCAAUUCCUACCGGAUCCUUUUUGAGGCGAAUUUCAUGGCAGAUUACGGACAGCAGGAUUUGCGAGAAUUCACAAGAACCCGUGGAUUUCCAUGCUAUUGCGCGAUAACAAGUUGUCUUUAGCCACAGAGGCUAACAAUAUAAGAGGUACCGCCUUUUCGUAGCCAUUCCGGAUAUGGUGGAAAUUGGCUGUACCUCCAAUUUCCAUCCAGAACGGCUACAAAAAAGCCGUAUCUGCCGAUCGUAGCUGAUCGUAACCAAUCAAGUUAAUUUUAUUUUUUUCUGGACGCCGGAGCAUGGCGGAUAAAGUCAGCACAGAUUAACCCGUGCUGGAAAGGAAGUCGGGCACAGACACAAAAUAAAACAUCCGGCUCCUUUUCAAAAUUCAAAAUCGUAUUUCACACCACGCAAAUGGGUGGAGACGAACAAGUGAAAGGUUUUUAGACGUCAUUUCACCCCGAUGACACCAUGGAUGAGGAGAUGCUGAUUCUAGAAGUCUAGAAGUAGAUUUCCUCCUCUGGAAGGACAUAAUCUACUGCUUAUAUGUCUAUGUGUCUGUCUUUAGAGAGACAACUCGUUAUCGCGGGAUUGAACGUGAAUCUGCGGGUUCUUGUGAGCUCUUGCAAUUACUGCUGUCUGAAGAAGAAUCUGGUAGGAAUUAGCGGCUGGCGUUCCAGAUCAGAGCCGAUCGGUCAAAACUGUUCAUAUUCAUGUUAUAAAACUCGAUACGAGAGCUAAUGAUGUAACAGACAGCUGAGGCCUCGGUCUUUUUACUCAGAAAUCGGAUCUUAACAUGGACUGACGUGGAUCAUCUUAAACUGGAAAGUGUAGGAACAAAUCCGGCUCAGUACCAACAUGGCUCCAAACGUCUGUAAUAAACAGCGGUCCAAUCACCUCUCAUGUCGUCUCUGCUUCAGUCAGCUGGUCGCUGAAAUGUGGCGUUGAGACUGCAGGACAAUAAAAACCUGCGAGACGGUUGAAAGCGAUAAAUUUACUGUAAUUACUGAAGCGGCUCGAGCCGAGUGAUAAAUCAGGAUUUAAACUUUCUUCUGUAAAGUGGCGUCCAAACGACAAAAAUGCUGUUGUAGGUGCGGGCAAAGUUCAAGGGUUAAUCUUUGUCAUGAUCUCAAUCACUUCAUCAUGGGUGAGGAGGGUGAGGAGGGUGAGGAGGGGGAAGAAGAAGAACGGCAGACCACCUCUUUCUCCUCCUCUACCUCCAACCACCUCAGUGACCGCCGUGUGCUGCCGUGCCCGCACUUGUUUGCUCAAACAGCCACAGCCCCCUCCUCACCCCGUCCUCCCCCACCGCCUGCUCCUCCACAGCCUCCACCCUCUCUGCCACCAUCCCAGCAGCUCCUAUUCAGCGUCUUAGUGGAGCUGGGAGUGAUGUGGUCAGCGUUCAGGCCGCUCUGCCAGUCUGGAGGCUCUUCCAUUGCGGCCGUCAGACACAGGGCCCGUAUUGACCGAGGCGGCCGGCUAAUGGUCAUGGCGGGCAGCCUCGGCCUGAAUCAAAAGCCUCAUUUACUGCCAGAGGAGGAGGAGCGGGCGAGGUGGCAAACAUGCGCUUCAUCCCAUGCCGUUAGUUUUGGAAGGCAGUGCAGAUAAACCUGUAUUAAAAAUCAAUUUAUGCACUAAUAUCCAGCAGACCCACCGCAAACCUGGAAGCCCUCAGUGAACCCUGAGUCAGGCUCCUCACACCGGCCUCCUCCCUCCUCCUGUUUUCUCUCUGCAGAGGUGAACUGCAUGGCUUACUGUUGAAGCAUGAAACACUGAACGCUGCUGUGAGGGAGUGUGCCGGUGGAAAAGACGUGAACUGGAGCGUCUGUGCAGGUUUCAGCGACGCAGGGUGAAACCUGGAGUCUGAUCCUCGAACUCAGGAACUGAAUAUAAGGAAUCAUUAAUCUGCUCAAACUCUUCAGCGUUAUAUCCGCUGACCUUAUACUCAACCCUUAAUGGACCUUUUACUGUUUAUGUCGAGGGAGAGUCGAGGAGUCAAACUGAAUUAAAACAACAAAAAUGAUUUAACCUUAAAGACACAAAUAUCAUUUUUAACAAGUUCAUAAGUCCGACAGUCCUCUUUUAUACUCAUUUGUGAUGACCUGAAAGUGCUCAGUGUCGUCACAAACCUGUCGAACCUCAAGUCCUUAUUUUACGACUCACUCAUCGUCUGAAAAAACCCUCCGUCUCAAACACGUCACUGAUGUAAACUUAGACAUACUUUUUACAGUUUUGUAGUCAUGCAACAACCUGGAAGGUUUGCUUUUACAGGAAACAGCGGUAUCUUUAAGCUAAGGCUGCAGCUGUCGAAUAUUUUAGUAAUCGAGUAUUCUACCAAAUAUUCCAUCGAUUAAAGGGAUAUUCUGGCGUAAAAUUAAUUUAGGGUCAAACCCACCGUAACACCGAGUUAGACCCCCCCUCAGAGAUGAAUGUUGCCGACUGUUUGCUUCUCUAGUAAAUCCCACAGGAUAUGUCUGGGUGUAAUUAUUAAUAGACGAGAGAAAAUAAGACAUUUAACUUAAUAAUGAAUUCAUGUUUUCCUUCAUUAGAAACGAAGAACGCAGAACAAGCGUGCGUUAGUGGAUUGUAAUGUUCGUUACAAUCCGCUUUCAUCAUGUCCUUAAAGACACGCAUAUCUGUAUAUGUCCUUUGUUACCUGCUUCGUCUACUAAACUGAUGAUGUUAGGCUACAAGCUAGCGUAAAGAGGAGCGUAAAGAGGAGCGUGCAGAGCAGCGCUGUCUCCGCCCACGACUCGGAGGUGAAUUACGAAUGAUCUACUGGAGCUCUGCAGAAGAAAAGUCCCUCUCAUCGUUCAUUUUUUUCACAGAACCGCGCUUACUCCUCCUUCUACCAUGGUGAUGUAAGCGUCACCUUGAAAAUAAUCUGUGCGAAAGAGUGACGAUUUGAGUUUAUAAACAAGAACUCCAGGCAGAGAAAAUUCCCCGAUCGUUUUUUGUAAUGGAGGCACUCAAGGAAUCAAAUGUGUCCUUUUGUCUGCUUGUCCACUUGGGUAAAGAUAAGAAAUGCUCCUGGGUGUUACUUUUUACACAGCUCUCCUUUUUCCUGUUAGCUUGUUUUUCUGAGUCUCUAUGAUCAGGUCCAGACUGAAGUAACAACAACUCAGACACCGGUCCAGGUUUGAAAGAUCAUGUGAAUAAAUCUACGUUAGAUAUCAGUCAGUUUAAAGACAUUCACGUUGGCUCUCCUCCAGGUCUGUCAGCGUAUAUAAAGUCAGAUUGUAUUUAGCGGGUCACAUUGGGGGUCUUUCAGAGGCGUGUUUGUUUGUUUGUGAGUGGGCGGGUGUGGAAGGGCUGGGUGGGCAGAGAAAUAUCAGAGCAGUUUGUUGGAAGAGGCUGAAGCUCCCACGACAAAAGCGGCGGCCAAAGUAAACGUCUGCCAUCCUGAGGAAAAAGAUCUCAGUGUUGGAGCAGCGAGGGGGAGGGGGCUGAUAGAUCUGUGUACUGAUGUGGUGGUGGGGGGGUGAGGGGUUCGAGCGGUCCCCUCAGACUGCAUACACAAACACUUAACUAUAUGUUUUUUCAUGAGCACAUGGGUAGAAGUGUGUGCAUAAACACACGGGCAAACACAACGGUGGCUUUAGGCCCGACACUGGGGGCUCAUAGAGGACUCGGCCCCCUCACUAAUAAAAUUCACAGUGUUAGCAUUAGUGAGAUUUAGCAGGGAAAAUAAACAUUUCCUCACCCGGCGAGGAGGAGGAGGAGGAGGAGAAGGAGGAGGAGGAGGGGGGACACUGGCUGAAGAUGGAGAGGGAUGGAGCACUGCUCCUGCUGCUGCUGCUCAGGCCCAAGUGUGGAGGGGGGUGCAGCUCCUCUUCCUCAUGGAGGCAAGGUCACAGUGGACAAGUUUCUGAGAAGUCUUGUCCAGUAAAGGCUGAAACAUACAGGAUGUGUAUUUGGAGCGUGGCAGCGGCGCCGUGUAUCACGCAGCAAAGCGUUCAGGACGCGUCUUGGCUCCGUCGCAGCAUCGCAUCGAGAGCAGCUCUGCUAAAGAUACGCGGCAAGUCUAUUUUUGAUGCUCUAUGCUUGCAACGCGGGUCAAUCCACACAGAGAAGAUCGUUCCAGACAGGAAGUCAAGCACAAAAACCGUGCAUGUCAUCCUGUAUUUCAAAAUAAAACACCACAUGUGAACUCCUGACUGUGUAUCAGUUGAGAAAUCCUUCCUGGUUCUGGAUUUAUCAGUAACACAGAACGAUCUGAUGGUCAAUCCCUGAUCCACUUGGACCCCAACAGGACUUUGACCUGCUAACUCUGUCUGAAGGGAACAUCAUAAAGGAACAGAGUUUACUUUAUUAAACACCAGGAAACCUGAACGUUUUACGUAUCCCGGUCUAGUCCAGUCGAGUCUAGUGAGUCCAUGUUCGGUUCAGGAUCCAGAGUAUCUGCAGAAAAGUCAGGCCUGAUAAUGACCCUCCAUGUGUUCGGGGUCAGGAUGACACUGAGAGCUGAAGCUGCUUCUGGGGAGGAUCAAACCCUCCAAUUACAGUGUUUUCAUUUUCCACAAAGAUUAAAACGGCACAGGCAGCCCAUUACUUUAUUUUUUUUUUGUCUUUACUGUAUCGACGGGCACCGAAGCCCCUGUAAUUACAACUCUCUAUAUAAAUCCAGAUCCCACAAUUACAACCAGCCUCCUGUGCAGACACACACACUCACAUACAUGUGCGCACAUUCGCACACAUGCCGUAUUACCACAUUUGCUGCGCCGCCACGGUCUGUGCAACAUCUGUUUUCUCACUCCCCGCCGGAACCUGCUCACCCUUUCAAUUAACCGCCGUCUAUAAAACACGCCUUUAGCGAGCGCUGAGAGGUGUGUGAGCACGUUAUGUGAAAUUUGUUCCAGGUAAGAUUGGGUUAGACUAGUUUUUGACGUGCAUUAAAACACCCGGUUAAGCAUCAUCCACUGAGCGUUUCAACAUCUAAUAUCGUCGACGGCGAGAGGCUUCGUCGCUGGAGGUGUAAUGAAUUCCUCGGCGUGGGGGUUGGUGUAGAGAUGUGGGGGUGGUUUGAAGUCAUGGAGGGCGUUUUUUUGGGCACAGGGCCCAGAAGGAGGCAGGCGCCAGCCUACCAGGCCACCAGGCAGCGGGGCCUGUUUCCUGCGUUAUAAAGGGGAAUAUUAAUUCACUUAUCUCUUUAAAUCUGUUGGCACGGCCAAGCGCUCACCUCCGAGAAAAACAACAAAUCCCAGCAGCUCUGUUGGAGUAGUGCGUGACUUUAAAGAACAGGGCGCCCCGUGGACUCGACUCCCUCCUUAGAAAAAAAAACCAAAGAUGAUGUUUCUCCACCAUCUCCACCUUCCAGGAGACUCCCUGCUGUUCUCGCCGACCUUUUCCCUCCCUUUCUGUCAUCUCUUCUUGCUUUUGAAGGCCCACAGCCGCCGUUGUCUGCGGUUCCCCGGGUCUUUUAACCAAGUGCAGAUGCCCCUGCUUUACGACUCGCCACCUCCAAACGUAAUAGUUUUGGAAGUACGAGCCGGUUUAUAGCUGCAGGUCUGGCCUGGUGAUUAUGGCGGUGCCUGGAUUCAUUUGGCUUCAGGGGUUUUGGGUUCCACCAGCAGAGACUCGGGGACUGGAGGCAUUUUGACAACAGCGGAGGUGACGUGCAGAAAACGUGUGUGUGUGUGUGUGUGUGUGUGUGUGUGUGUGUGUGUGUGUGUGUGUGUGUGUGUGUGUGUGUGUGUGUGUGUGUGUGUGUGAUGAAAGGCGCUGUGCACAUGCUUAGGUGACUGGUGAUGGGCCUAUUAUGAGUUUCCUGCCUCUCGCGCCUCUGAUGAUGUCUGUUGUAUGACCUAAUUACACAUGUGCACACACACACACACACACACACACACACACACACACACGGCGGCCCUGCUCUCCGUCCGCUCACACUGACAGGCUGCACCUGUUGGUCUCUACAAAGUGAUUCGUCUCUGUCUCUGCUGCUGCAGCACGAGUGAAGGUGGUAAAAAUAAUGACGGGCGGAGCGACUGUGAAGACACCGACUCGUCACUGCCUCCUCGAAGACUUUGACUUUAUCUUCUUGUUUUUGUGAAGUGACCACGUUUGGAGGGGAUUGUAACAGCUGAACAUGUUGGACACCUACAUCAGCUGAUCUGUGUUGUUUUUAUAUUAGACAUCAGUUUCAACAAUCACCUGAUUAAAUAAAGAGAAAGAGAGGAAAGAACAGACCAGAUCCUCCGUGAUUUUGCGGUGAAGUUGUGUCUAAUAUUCUAAGAUGCUGGUUUGUCGAAUUAGUCCAGUCCCUGCAGUCAGGACCACUUUCUGUCAAAUCAUUUUCAUGCCAUAGGUCAUAUUUCGGGACAGCUUUGUCUUACUACCAAUUUCCACCACAUCCGUAACGGCUCCGAUCCAGACUAGCUGCGAUUUUCAAUUUGUGAGGCAAAUUUCGUGGCGGAUUGAGCUGAGAUGUCCACCUCUUACUUGAAGCUGAUUUUCAACUAUAACUGCAGAACUGAAAGAUGCUGUCAGUAAAACAGACAAGUUAGAUAAAAUUCAGAUUCUGUUUGAGACCACAUGCACACAUGAUAAAUACCGUUUUUAUGUUUUCAUUUGGAUUGACCCCCUCUUACAGUUUGCCCCCUGUGGUCGCUCGAGGAACUGCAGUUCUCGGUCCAGCUGUUCCGGCAUUUUCCAUCUCCCUAGAUUUCCACUUUAAUGGAGCCACAUGCCUCAGCGAUCUAAAAUGAGUAAAAAGACGUAGAUGAUGGCCGUCACUUUGGGUUCAUGGGAAAGUGGUGUGUUUUCGUACUCCAAUAAGAAAACCGUGCAACAGUCAGGUCCAGCAGGAGGCCGUGAACCCUACCUUUGUGAGGCUGCCUUGUUCUUCUCUAAUGGUAUUCUCAGAUCAAUUUGGUUAAAUUGCCUCCAUUUAACUUUCCCGAGAACGGCGGUCUGAAAGAGAUUACUAUCGAGGUAAUUACUGAGAAUGAUUGGAGGCGAUUCAUUAUGCAUAAGAGGAUGUGAAUGUUAAAUAGGGGAGCUGUGUGUAUGUCUGUGUACGUGUGUAUGUGUGUGUGUGUGUGUGUGUGAGAUGUAGGAGAUAGAGCGUAGCUUAGCAUGACUGUGACCUCUGCUGUAGAGCUCCGAGCUGAAUGUUUCCUCGAACAUGGUCCAGGGUGACCAUCAGGGAAAAUAUCAUAGAAACAUGAAGAAUGAAACACGGAUGUACGCUGUCUGACUGACCGCCGUACUCUGCUUUAGACACCAUGAACACAAGUCUGAGUAUUUGGUGGCUGAUGUUGUCUCUGUCUCCCUCUCUGUGUCCAGUGUCCCGCUUCUCCAGCCCACGUUUGACUCCCAGGUUGAGCAGAAAGAGGGCGCUGUCCAUCUCCCCGCUCUCAGACGCCAGCAUAGACCUGCAGACCAUGAUCCGCACCUCUCCAAACUCCCUGGUGGCCUACAUCAACAACUCCCGCUCCAGCUCGGCCGCCAGCAGCUCCUAUGGACACCUGUCAGUAGGAGGCAUCAGGUAUUACUCUUUUUUAAUAACGUCUUUGGAAAGUAAUGAACCAAAAAUGAUAUUUUAAAGUAAAAGUUUACUUUGAAUUCAGUCUGUUACCACUGAACUGACGUGACCUGAAUCGAAUCACAGCCGUUAAAGACUAAAUUAGGAUUAACAGACUCACGUGUUUCCUCCCUCUCUCCUUCAGCCCGUCCUUCAGCUUCCCUCACCCCAUCAACCCCGUAGCCUACCAGCAGCUGUUGUCCCAGCAGAGAGGUCUCAACGCCUUCGGCCACACGCCUCCUCUCAUUCAGCCAUCGCCGUCCUCUUUCUCCGCUCGCCAGCACCCCCUGACUGCCUCGCCGAUGUCCACGUCCCACAACAGCUCCAACUCUGAAGCGAACCAGGUUUGGACGGGAACACUUCUACUUUCACCCAAAGAUCAGUUAUACCACCAAAUAUAACUAUUGCAUUGAGAAAAUUCAUUAUUAGGGUAAUCUGUAAUCAUGUAAAAACUGAGCCAUCUACAAAAAUGAUAAUAAUAAAGAGUUUCCUGAGGGGGGAGUGGCCAGAAGCAUUGGCAACAGUAAGAUAAACCCACAUAGAAAUUGAACUUUUUCAGGCUGAACUCGGACUUUGAACCGUGGACUUUUGAAAAGCAGAAAGUGACCCAUCGAUUCACUCAUUCAUAAUCCUCUAGAAACAUCAGCCUGUCUGUGUAUCCCGCUGGUAAUCCCACCUCAGAGAACGGCGCGGACACCUCGCCGUUGUUUUUGGCCGGAUAUCUCACCGUGAAGAGAUUUGUGGAGUCCUGGUUGCAGCAGGCACCCCGGCCCAUAAGUCAGACCAGGACCCGCCGCCGAGACUAAACAGUUUAGACUGCUUUAUGUUCGCCAAAGCCACAAGGAAAUAUGAAAGAAGAGGAGUUAUUACCCUCCAUACAGAGGAGGAGGGGGGCGGCGGCGGGGUGGGCGGAGCUUUGAUCUGAUUCAAAAAAGACCCUUAAAAGCUCUGACGGAGACAGACAGAAAAGAGGACUUCAAGAUUCGAAGCAGCUGAUGACUUAUUGUGAAUGUGUGUGUGUGUGUGUGUGUGUGUGUGUGUAGUGAGGCUCAUUGGAGGGGGUCCAAUAAUGGAGGGGGGGUCCUUUAAUCCCACCCAGACAUUACAGCAGAGUUCUGGGGGCCCGGAUGAUUCAGUGGGCUGGCUGGGAACCAGAAGGGAAAUAUGGUUCUGAUCUCAGUUCGAAUGAAGCUGUGAGUGUGUGUGUUAGUAAACUGAGGCGUGUCUCCUCCUUUAGCAGGAGUUCAGAUCCUCCAGGAGGAAUACUGAGAUUCUUCUGGUGUGUGUCAGUGAGUCUGUGCUGAAACAUCUCUGAUAGACGGAGGUUUACAGAAACACUGCUGUAUUCAGAGUGCAGAUAAAGAGAGUGAGUAACACGGAUAAAACGUGGAGGAUGUCUGCUGCAUAUUUCUGACCUGGAUCUGAUUCUCCCCCAAAAAAAGGCGUUUCUUCACCUCUGUAGUCUAUAAGCUGGUCAAGAAACUUCUACUGUAGUGAAAAUGAAAAGGUAAAGGUGUUUUUAUUGAGCCGAAUUAUCAAUAAAAUCAUGAUUUUGUUAACAGGUAUGGAUAUAUGUGCUGUGGCAUUAGUAUAUGUGAACAAGAGCACAGUAAAGUUAAAUCUGCUAAUUUUCCAAUGAGGUUCUGUUACUAAACGGAACUACACCAUGUUCUACUCAGGUUAGUACAUAUAGGGUCACAGACAUAGUACUAGACACCAAACAUCCUUUUAACUUUGACUCAUUUCUUUAGCAAAGAGACUAAACACAACUCACCUACUCUCUUCCAGCAGCCGCUUGUUUGUAGAGAGACCUCAGGCCAGUCCAUUACAGACUACAGCGGGGUGCCGCAGCUCAAGGAAGAACAUAAAGUCUAUAAAGUCUAUACUUAGCUUUUGUCUAACUCAUCACUUUUACUUCCUGUCUUUUAGAACGCCGGUGGAGACCCAGCAGUGAGUAGCACAGUCAACCCGCUGACCACCAAGAGGUCAAAGGUGAAGACCGAGACAGAGGGUCCUCUGCCCAUCUCGCCGUCCUCUCAGGUAAGAGAAUCAGAAGACGAUAAAUCCUGAACAGCGAGGUAAAGGUUUCCUUUGACCUUGAAAAUCCCCAUCAAGCUUCCUCUGCAGCGGCUUACAGUGAGUUCAGUCCCACGUCGUUGCUAAUUUGGCUUUUAUUGAUUAUAGAUAGGGAAUAAAAACGCAGCCUUAAUCAAUGACAAAGGCAAGCGAGCAAGCAACAACUCAUUAGGAUGAAGAAACAGAUAAGAUAAGGGAGAUGCAAAAGAGCACAGAUCGCCUCGGUAAACACCUGGUAUGCAGAUUCUGGUUGAAGAUGGUUUUAUUCAGGUCGUUUAUAUCCUGUAACGACGCUUUUAGUCCUCUCUGAUUAAGUGCUCUUCUCUUAUUCCAGGACCUGGGCGGGGGCAUCCUGGACCUGAGUGAGGAUCUGGAUAAAGACGAGUGCAAACAGGAGCCAGAGGCCAUCUACGAGACCAACUGUCACUGGGAGGGCUGCACCAAGGAGUACGACACCCAGGACCAGCUGGUUCAUGUGAGUAUUUAAAGGCACACUGGGGGAUUUUACACAAGCUCUUUAUAUACAGUCAGGUGCAAAUAUGACUUCAAUUUUAACAAAAGGUUGUUUAACUGUGUUUUAUAGUAUUAGAUGUUCUUAAUAACAAACUCAAAGUUUACCAAAGUUUGACCGCCAGAUAGGCGUCAUUUUCAAGAUGGCGUCCAUGAUGGUAGGAGACCCCCUAGGUGAAUAGGGUAAAAUUUUUAACAAACAGAUAUCACCAUGAAACUUCCCAAGUUUAUAAAUUACAUUAAGACAAAUACUUUUUGUAUUACAAGUUUAGUCAAAUGUUAUGUUUGAAUAUGUAAAUUAGGUAAUAUCUAAUUAAAUAUGCACUAAGUUACAUACAUUUAAAAUACUCUCACCACCCCUAAACAUUCAAAUAUCUCCAUGUGUUUUUUUUUCAGGUUCUUGAAAUGACCAUUACUCCUUUGUAUUCAUUCUAGACCAGAAAUACUGGUGCCUGAUACAUGGUUUGACCAUUUGAUAUUCUAAUUAGCAUAUCUAUAUGAUAGAUAAGUGAUUACAAGUACAACUAGUGUCAACUAGGGUGGUGAGAGUAUUUUUUCAUUUACAGAGUGAUAAAAAGAGAUAUCCAAAGUCCCCUCCUCCCCCCCUUCUCACUCUAGUAUGUCAACAAAAUAAAACAUGAAUUUUAAAAGGGUCUUUAUCCAUCAUUCAGUUUUCUGUAAAUGUCUGUAAAUUAGUGCAUAUUUAAUUAGAUAUGACCUCAUUUACAUAUUCAAACAUAAUAUUAAAAAAAAACUUGUAAUAUAAAAAAUAUUUGUCUUAAUGUUAGUUAUAAACUUGGGAAGUUUCAUGGUGAUAUCUGUUUGUUGAAAAUGUUACUCUAUUUACCUGGGGGGUCUCCCCGGGCUUCCUACCAUCAUGGACGCCAUCGUGAAAAUGAAGCAUUACUAGUGGUCAAAGUUUGUUCAACUUUGAGUUUGUUAUUGAGGACAUCUAAUACUAUAAAAACAGCUGAGAAACAUUUUGUUGAAUUUUUUUUUUUUUCAUAUAUGCAUUUUUAAGGUUUAUGUAAUACAGGGCUGAGAAAGCCGAGGUAGUGAGAGGGCCGAGGGGACAUGACUGAUUUAGUCCGUUAUCAGCUGUGAGAUCUGCUGCUCCAUGUUUCUGGACGGCAGUGUGUCCUCAGUGUUUGGUUCAGGGUCUAAAAGGGUCUAAACAGACGGGUUUAUCUGACUCAAACCUGAAGAAUCCUCCGUGAAGAGACAGACCGUCCUCCACAGAUGUUCCUCUUGGUUUCCUGUCAUCAGAGUUGUUCAUCUCCUUCAGUGUACUGAAGGUGAGGGACGAGCCGACCCGUCAGAGGACCUCUUGUUGUGGUCGAAAAGUUAAAGCGGCGCUCGUCUCUCCUCUGCUGCUCAUUAAACGCCUGCUGAUUGAGUCCGCUCUGAAAGCUGUCAGGUAACAGAUCCCUUCCUGUCUGUUGACACGCGCUGCGUUAAUGAGCCUGCCGACUCUCGCCAAAUUCAAGCCCGAGCCCCGCAGCUGUGCCCCUGCAACCCCUCAGCCCCGUGACCCCUGACCCCUAACCUCUUACUCUCAGAAACACCCCCAACCCCUGAAGCCCAGAGGGUCGACCAUAAAUCCAUCGUAGUGCCAGAAGCUCUGGAGUUAUGAACCCCACGCUCAGCCCCUUUUUCUUCUUGUUUUCCACAUUUUGACUCUCGGACGGUUAUCUCUGAACAUCCGGCGGUGAAAUACAGAAAUACAACCUUUAACGUAAACCCUGAAUCCUGAACUCUGCGAGAGGGUGAGGAGGCGGGAGGAGGAUCAGAGGUCUGAUCUCAGGAAAAGAUCAUCUUAAAUCCUCCGAGGAUCCACCGCUUUCUGCCAAACUUCAAAUAAACAUGAAAACCAAGAGUGCAGCAUCCAUUUCUACCCCAAAAAGAAACCCUGACAUCCUCCUCCUGCACAUCCAGGACCGACCACAGUUCUCCUAAUAUCAGCACACACCUGUGGAUUAUUUUUGCUUCCACGCGGCCGAGGUUAACGGUAAAUUAUGGAUUCACAGCUGUGUGUAACCUGAAAAUAGAAGCCUACACUUGUGUCCAGUCCUCCUCCUCCACCUAAAAUAGAUCUCAGCAGAAUCAUCAGCCGCUGAACUUUCUCGCCGGUGGAGAGGCGGCCACAUAAGUGCAGCGUUGUGGGUCUGGAUGUCCUCAGGAAAUGAAGUGGUUCCUCUGGGGGUGUGGAUAUUUGCAUGUGGUGCAGGGGAAGAGGGUUUUUAAGUGUGUCUGUUGAGAAACGUGUGUGUCUGUGUGUUCACUGCGCGCAUGUUAGUCUGCAAAGUAAGUCAUUAGAGUUUGUGAAAACCUUCUGAAGACAUCACUUAGAUCUCAGCGAAGCUCGAUUCAGUCUUUGUCUCAGAUCCGUAUUUUUACACAGACAUGAACUUCAUCACUUUAACUGAGAUCUUCCUUAAAAAAGUCACAAACACAGACUGAAAAAACUGAAUUUUUUAUCGUCUGUUUGUGAAUUCACUCCUCUGACUGUAUUUGGACCGUCUCCUCCUCAGCACAUCAACAAUGAUCACAUCCACGGGGAGAAGAAGGAGUUUGUGUGUCGCUGGGAGGAGUGUUCCCGGGAGCAGAAGCCCUUCAAGGCUCAGUACAUGCUGGUGGUCCACAUGAGGCGUCACACGGGGGAGAAACCACACAAGUGCACGGUAAGAAGCAAACGUUCCUUCAGAGGGGGGUGCCUCUGUUAUCCACCUGUCGUCUCUCUCCUUUUCACAACAGCAGGUGAAACUUUUUGCAGAUUUGCUAUAACUCCUCCUCUCUGGUCAACUUUUGCCCCAAAACUGAGAAAAUCUGGUAUCUCUGAUAUUUUAAAAAUGGAGUUAUUCGAAAUAAUUCGCUCCUGUUUCAUGUGCAGAUGGAGAAACAAGCUUCUCAGACUUGUACAGAUCUUUCAUGUUUAUUUCUGCUGUAAAGAUGGACUUCUUUCAGUGGGUGUCUAUGCAGCUCCUGUAGCUUUUGAACAUCCCUCUAGUGGACACUUGAGGAACUAUCAUUUACCACCAGUUAAAUGACUCAAGACUGGUGAUAUCCUCUUAUUCCUACAUCAGUAUUUUGACACACUACUCUCUCCUUUUAUGGAGUAACUUUGAGUUCUUAUAAAAUAACGUUGGUAGCAGAACAUAACUACAAAACAAGGCCUCAGGUUAUAUGGAGAUUUCUGCAGAAGACACUUCAACAAACAAAAGAUUUAAAUGAACAUUCUGGCAAAAUUUAUUCGAAUAGAUUGUUUCAAAUGUGCCACAUAAAUAUACGUUUGUAAAAGACUCAGGGCCUGUGGGUAAAAGCAUUAGCAGCCACAAGCAUCCUCUCCACCGCCAUCAAAAAAGGAAAGUGGUUUAGAGAUUUUUCUUUGUGGUAACAGUCAGACAUGUUGAUAAAUCAUGGGGGGUUUCAUCGGAGCCGUUGUUUGCCCUGUGAAGAUCAGAUUGAGGGUCUGUUUGCUCGGCUUCAAAGCUCGCUCACAGGGUCUUGUGAAUGCAUUAAAACAGAUGACUGUUGGAAAAGUAGUGGAGAAAGCUGAUUGACGGCGUGGGCGUGUAAUUAAAAUCUGCAGAAAAGCAGGGGGUCUUGAGUCCUUAUUACAGGCACGCUUUAUAUUUUCUGCUCAAAUCCCAAAUGCAUCUUCUUUUAGCACUGCUCUGUCUUUAAAGGGAGAAACUUUAGACUUUUAUUUCUCAUUUCUGAGCUGCUUUAAUUCAAUUCUCUUUUAAUUUCAAAGUCAGCUCCGUUCACAAUGACUGCUCAGAAGGAAUACCAAAUUAUAGCUUGUACAGUACAAGCGAAUACAAAGGCGAAACACAGACUUCUCUUUGUUUCAACAAAGCACACCAUACACAAAGCUUUACCACACCUCACACUUAGUUUAGCUAUUUCGCAUAAUCGCCCUUUUUAUCAAAGUGCAGCGCUGCUUUGCUUUUGUGUGGCACGCCACAGUAGGCGGGCAAGAGUCCAACAGUGGAUUACACGUCAUAAAUGUUAAACACAGAGCUGUUUUUUUUUUUUGUAUUUGUGUCGCUGGAUCAUUUCUCUAUCCAGCUGCAGACAAAACGGCACAGCUCUCAGAUCUGUCUCUCUGUCUGUGUGUCUGACUCUGAGUCUGUCUCUCUGUCUCUCCAGUUUGAGGGCUGCACUAAAGCCUACUCCCGCCUGGAGAACCUCAAAACCCACCUCCGGUCCCACACGGGGGAGAAGCCAUAUGUGUGUGAGCACGAAGGCUGCAACAAGGCCUUCUCCAACGCCUCCGACCGGGCCAAGCACCAGAACCGCACACACUCCAAUGAGGUAUUUACUAAUCCAAAUGUCAGGAAUGUCAUGCAUUUGAGCAACCGUCAGCUCUGAAGUGUAAACACCACAUUUCCACCAUGAUUACAUUUUUCAGUAUAAAGAGAAUAAACGACAUUAACACUGAAAAUCCUCGAAUCGCUCAAACAGGACUCACUGCUCAGAUCUCAUUAUCUGUCCUACACUGACCCACAUGCGUUAAAGAACAAGUACAUGGACGCCACAUGCAGCGAACAUGAGGGUGAAGAGGAGAAACCGUGUCGUAGAGAUACAUUUUAUAGUUUUUAGUGAGCAUGACCGACUCUCCGUCUGUUCCACCAACGCCACCAUGAUAAAUAACACUCGAGUGAUUUUGAAGUUGAAGAUCUGAGUCAUAAUUUUUAAAAUAUGUAAAACUUCUGGUAUCUUUGGACGUAAGUGUGAACUUAUUCACACACACUUUAUGUUGGGCUGUUUAGCUGUUUGAGGAACAUGUUAAAGUUUUAAACUCAUGGUUGAUGAUCUGAGAAGCAGUUGAAAAAAACUGAGCUGUUGUACCUGCUGCGUACCUGUACCUGUUUGUUCUGCUGUCAUGGAAAGGUCUCAUACACUGAGACUGUAUGUUUACUAUUGUUUCACCCUGACCUCCACAGAAACCGUAUGUCUGUAAGAUCCCGGGCUGCACUAAGCGCUACACUGACCCCAGCUCCCUCAGGAAACACGUCAAAACGGUCCAUGGACCUGAAGCCCACGUGACCAAGAAACAGCGAAAUGACGCGCCUCCGAGACAACAGCCACCUAAAGGAAACGGGGAGAACGACACCAAUUCAAAGUUCGGCGCUAGAGGCCUGGACGGCAAGAUUGAGGCCAACAGCACCUCUAGAGGAGCGGAAGACUUCCUACAAGUGAAAUCUAUCAAGACAGAAAACUCCAUGGUGGGUCCUGAUAACAAAAACAAUCUGAUGUUGAUUAACUGCAUCUGGCAGCAAAUGAAGGCACCACACUCUGACACUUUUCCUACUGUGACACUCUUUACUAACAUUGCUGUAAGGUUAAAUGUUCACCAGUGCUGCCUGCAUCCUUCCUAAUUCACCUCUCUGGUUAAUGCUCAAACUUGCUUCUCUAAAGUUAACCUUCCUAAUGGACAGACUUCACUGAGGUGAGCGCUCAAACACUCUCUGUCUUGUUUCAACUCGGCAUGGAAGAUGUGCAAAGUUUUCUUUGCGUUUCAUGAACUUGCAUGUGAUGAAAUUUUCCUUUCUGCAUGGUUUUCCAUUAUCAUACAUUGAAGACGUGCUCCUUUGUGUAUGCGACGCACACAUUUGCAUGUAUGGAGUCAAACCCAGCUAUGCACCAGUGUUUAACGGGGGUUUCACACCCAGAAGAUCCCAGGCUGUAGCCUCUGCUGUGGACCUCUGAUGAAAGUCCUCACUGCAUUAAUAUUUAAAGGCUGUUAUAGUAUGUGUGCUGAAGAAAUAGUGCCAACACCAAGCUGUGAGGCCGCCUUUAGUACAUUUUUCCUUCUUGAUUUACUGUCAUCACUGUUUUAUUGUCAUCCACAUCUAUUAUCGACUUGUGUUCUUGUUUUAAAUAAAUCAAAGUCAUUUAUAUUUAAUUAUAUGUUUGAACCGUAGACCAGCAUUAGCUUUAACAAAGCAUCAUUACAGUCAGAAUUUUUUAACUUUGGUAAUUAUUCAUAUUUAAGAGAAUAUCGAAUGAAGCUCUUAGAGCUCUACAAAGACUUUAUAAUGUCAUUUCAUCCAAAUGUUCUCAUUUUUUCUCAUUUUUGAAAACCAUCUCAGUGAUAAUUGUUGUUGGCAGAGUAAAUAUUUCCCAGUAAAAGAUUAAAAAACUGUACUGCAGUACUUUCAAAGGCUUUCACAGACUGACACAGUACGCUCACAUCAUGUUCUGUCCGUUUUCUCCCACUAGACGUAUCAGUCCAGUCCUGGCGGCCACUCGUCCUGCAGCAGCGAGCCGUCGCCUCUCAGCAGCGCCAACAAUAAUGACAGUGGGGUGGAGAUGGCCAUGCACAGCGGGGGCAGCUUCGGGGACCUCAGUGCACAGGAUGAGUGCCCAAUGGUUGACUCCACCGUUCCUGUUGGGGGGCAGCAGGCUAGCAUGGGACUGCAGAUGAGGAAAGCCAUGGGUCAUGGUGGUGUGGUCACCAUCAAGCUGGAGAACAUCAAGAAAGAACGGCUGAAGACAGUAAGGGAGUCCUGCCCCUGGGUGAACUCUGCACCACAGCCACCUCAGGGCCAACGCAACAGUAUGAAGCUGCCUCCCAUACCUGCAGUCGGUAAGUGCAGAUGGUGAAGACAUCCGUUUGCUUUGAUUGACGGUAAAAAAUGGCGAAAUGGUUCUGUCAAAUACUCAGUCUUUUUCUAACAAUGUUGCUCUUGUUGUCAGGUUCCCUGCUGGAGAACUCCAACAUCAUGAGCAACUCAAGUGGUUCGUACCCUGGCCAGCGCAUUGGCGACCUGCCUUCAUGUGAAGUAACACUGUUGAACCAGCUGAACGAGCGCCGGGACAGCACCACCAGCACCAUCAGCUCAGCCUACACCCUGAGUCGGCGCUCAUCUGGUAUUUCACCCUGCUAUUCCAGCCGCCGCUCCAGCGAAGCAUCGCAGUUUGGUGCCAACCGCCACAACAACAUCAGCUCGGCUGACUCCUACGAUCCAAUCUCCACAGACCUGUCUCGCCGCUCCAGCGAAGCCAGCCAGUGUGGAGGUGGUGGUGUCAGCGGUGGGGGUGGAGGAGGUCUCCCAAGUAUCCUCAGUCUGACACCAGCCCAGCACUAUCGGCUCAAGGCAAAGUAUGCUGCCGCCACUGGUGGAGCUCCGCCUACUCCUCUCCCCAACAUGGAUCGAAUGAGCGUAAGGACCCGCAUGGCCCUCUACAGCGACUCCCAGGAAGGCUUGUCACACUCUUUCCACCAGCCACUGUCUGGGACCGUGCCUCGGCGGUGCAGUGAUAUCGGGUACGGUAUACAGAGCAUGAUGCCCCACGAGGUGCCAACCAACCUCCCUCGCCGUGCAAGCGACCCAGUCCGUCGUCCCACACUGGACCCCCUCUCCCUUCCAAGAGUUCAGCGCUAUAACAGUAUGAACAAUGUAAACCCUAUGAUUGGUCCACCAGCAGACCGUCAUCAGGCUCUGGCUAUGCAAGGCUACACUCGCUCAGAUGGCAGCCUGCAGCGCUACCCAUUUGCCCCCAGACCGCCGAGCAUUUCUGAGAAUGUAGCCAUGGAAAACAUGGCGGUAGACGGGAUGAUGGCUGGAGGGGAGCAGACUGGAGAAGACGAUAUGGUGCUGCCAGAUGACAUGAUGCAGUACCUCAGGUCCCAGAAUUCUGGGCCCUCAGGACACAACUCGGGACAACUGGAAUACAGAGCCGGUAAUCAGACUCAGGGCUACCAGACAGGCAUGCCCCCACCAGCAUCAUUUUAUGGACAGAGAAGGAUGGCCAUGGUGGAUGCCACCAUGACUCACUCUGGUCAGGACAUGCAAUCAUGCCAGAUGGGCCAAACCGGUUCCCAGCAGCCUUUCUCGGUACCAUCGAACAACAUGCAUAAGAGUAAUAUGCCGGUGCAGUGGAACGAGGUGAGCUCAGGGACUGUUGACACCACGACCAAGCUCUCAAAACAACAGCAGCAUCCUCUCAGGGGGAACUUAGCUGUUGUUCAGCAAAGACACAAUUUUAGUUCCUUCCAGGGUCAAGGUCAGAAUUUGAGCAGCAACCAGCAGGUGGUGCCGAUGAGUCAGAAUGUGUCAUUGCAGGGAUAUGGAAACCAGAGGCUGAUGAACGUCUCUCACCAACAGAGGCAGUGCAACAGUGUGAACUUUAAUGAGCAGAUGAGUCCUCAGCAAGGGUUCGGCCAAGAGGCCACCCCAAAUUCUAUGUCAGGGAGUACUAGCAUGCGACCUGCUAGGAACGGUAUGGCUGAUCCAGAGCUGCAAAGUUACAAAGCAAGGACACAGGCUGAUGGAUAUCCUCAUGUGAACCAAGUGGAUCAGCAGCUCAACUACAGUGUGCUCCCCCAGCAGCAGCAGCAGCAGCACGGUGUUCAUAACGGAGGCAGAAGCAUGUUACAACCCAGGCCUCCUGCAGAGCCCAGGUCUACAGGCAGACAGCAGUUCACAGGGACAAGCAUGAUGCAACCGAGCCAAAUCCCCAAGUCAUCUGCUCUGAGCCCUACCCGUGGCACUGGCACCUCGGAGGCAAGCCCCAAAAGGCCCAGUGGUUCAGUGACCCACACCAGCAACUCUGAAAACCCAAACCCCGCUGUUUUCUACACAGGUCAGAUUCACAUGUUUGAGCCAGCUUCUGCCACCUUCGACGCCUCCAUGUCCCACCAGACCCCCGCAAGUAACACCUCCACUGGAGCCAACAUGGCCUCACCAGGGGUAAACCAGGUCUCUAGUAGUACAGUGGACUCUUCCACUGGUGGAUCUGGUGGCACUGAGCAUGCCCAGAUCGACUUUGACGCUAUGCUCGAUGACGGGGACCACUCCAGCCUUAUGUCGGGCACUCUGAGUCCCGGCCUUCUGCAGAGCCUAUCCCAGAGUUCCUCACGCCUCACCACCCCUCGAAACUCGGUCACCCUGGCGUCGGUGCCGGCGGGGAUUGGCAACAUGGCAAUUGGUGACAUGAACUCUAUGCUCACUGCUUUAGCCGAAGAAAGCAAGUUCCUCAACAUGAUCAGCUGA